Molecule: messenger RNA, 52755 nt
Organism: Xyrichtys novacula (pearly razorfish)
Lineage: Eukaryota; Metazoa; Chordata; Actinopteri; Labriformes; Labridae
Source: the annotation of a GenBank genome assembly
AUGAAGAUAGGGCUGUCACUGGCCACGGCUGCCUUGCUUGCAGCCUUGUUAUCCUUCGUAGAUGCUCAAGGUAAAUGAAACCAUCUGGCUUCAGUACACAUACGUAUACUAUUCCACCCUGUCUCUUUAUCUUCUGCUUCUUUUCUUUCUCCUGUUAAUCUCCACUGGUUGUUUUUGUGACAGGGAUACGCCUGUUAUUAAUCUAAGAGAGUCAUUGAAUAGAUACUGAACCCUUUGUAUUGAUAAUCUGAAUAAAGUUAUCUUAUUUCAUGUGUAUGCUAUUUAAUUACGUGAAUUGUGCUCUCAUGAAUGAUUCCUCUAUUAUAGGCAUUCUUUUAUAAUCCAUUUGUAGUCUAUUUUGCCAGAUUUAUCUGUCAGGACUCAUUACAGGCUUUGAUGUGAAAUCCAAAUCCUGAUUGAAUUUACUCGUAUUAGGCUGUAAUUUAGAUGUUUUAUACCAAAUACUCAAGAAGCAAUUUUCUCAUUUCGAUUUGGCAACUAAGAACAGUCAAACUCAUUUUGUUUCAUAUCCAUAAUUAUGUGCAUUGAACUGCACAGCAUAGAGUGGAACAAAAGUCAUUUUAUGGCUUAAUGUUCCCUCAUAAAUGUUUGUGCAGGGCUGUUUCUGUUUCAGGUUUAUGACAGCAAGUCUGCACUUUUCCGAAGCAAAAUUUGGAACAAUGCCAAGUCCUUACUAAUUAGCCACUGAAACGCUACAGCACAUAUUUUUGAGUUAUUAUGAUUAUGCUGAGGUUGUAGUAGGAAAUUGUUAACCUGUGUAAAUCUCUCUGCAGUGGUUUUUAGUGUUUGCAGUGGCGCAGUGUUUUGAGUCAUUGAAUUACUCAUGCAACAAAAGUCAGUGCACGAGUGGAAAUUGAAUCUAGUAAUGAAACACAUACACAAAUUUAAACUACAUGCAGUUUGGAAAAAGUAUAACUCAUUGCAAUGUAAAAAUCAAAAGAUAAAGUAACUGUUCAGAAAAUGUGCCUUUAUUACAGUCAGAUGGUAAGACUGAAAAUGCAGUAUCCAUGGACUUACUUUGACUUUCAUGCCUCAAUUUUGUGCUCAUAUAUUAUGUUUAAGGAGCUGUUUAAUACGAUUGCAAUACAUGCCAUAAGAACUAACGUGUCAUAGACUGUUAACAAUCUGUCAGUAAAUUUGACAUAAAAUAACUCAAAGUUAUUCCUUAUGCAAACAUUUCAGUCCAAUAAAAUGGCAAAUAUGGAAAUAUGGUAUGGAAACCUUCCUGAUUUUUCCUUCUAAAAGUUCUCUGGCGGGCGGAGAGGAGUCUAAUGUCUACCCUCACAUAUCUUCACUAAGGGAAUGGAAAGAUGAAAUACGAGAAUAGCAAAUUAAUCCUCAGACAGCACAAAGACAAAGAGUCUUUCUAGGGCUUCUUUGCGGGCUUUUGCAAAAACGCUGAAUUGCAGUACAUAUGGAAAGUUAAUAUGCAGUGGUGUUUAAUGUCAGCACAUGUUGUGGAAUUACUUUGGCAUCUGUCCUGCCUUUUUGGGAGAGUCGGUGUUCUUUCCUCCUCCUCUUGGUCUCUCCUCCUGGCAGUGGCUCUGGCCAGGAUAACUGGCUGGCUGGUGCGCUGGCUUCACACUGAGGUUACUAACAGAACAGUAGCCAGACUCUGGCCAGAGAGCCAGAGGGGUCCUUUAUUAGGAACUGAUGGGACAGACGUCCACAUGACAAGAGCAACCACAGGGUCCACAAGGUCCAUCAACACACCAGGGAUUAUUUUGACAAAACCACAUUUGCUGCUCUGAUGUAUUUAGAACCUGGAGGACAUAUGUUCCAAGAAGUCAUCAUAUAUGGAGGCGUUCAGACUAUCUUGCACAGUUGUGGGUUUUUCUAAUCAAAAAUGUCAGUGCAAACAUCCAUCGCUUUGCUACUUGCAACUCUUCAGCUUACUCUUGCACAUCUCCCACACCUACACAUCCACACACACACAUUUACAUACCAUUUUGAUGUUGGAGAUGAGUACUCGUGGAAAUCAGGGAGAACGCUGUCCAUCCAGGCUCCUUGAAUUGAUACGCCAGGUUGGUGAUCCUCCAAUCCCAGUUUUUAACUAUCGGGUGGGCUCCUGUUUGUCAUCUGCCUGUGCACUCAGUGUGUCCCAAGCUCUGGCUUCCUCCAUGAAGAAUAUUUUACAAUGAUAUUCUUGCCUCCCAUGGCACUCAAUAGCUAACUUGCACCAAUGUUGCAUCAGUCUUUGUUUUGUCUAAUGCAUGCUCACGUACAUGACCAUAUAUCAUUCUUCACAAGUUUGUACUGGUAAAGCUGUGAAUAUAUUCGGGCCUAAUCUAUUUGAUUGAGUUUGUUCAUGCUAACCAAGUUAACAGCCUAAGUUUAAAAAGAAAAAAAAAAAAAACAUCUAAUCUUGUCUCAUGUCUCUCAGUUGUUCAUCAUGUCACUAAGUAGAAUGUCUGUUAUGUAACACUAAUUUCCUCUAUCUUAAUAUAAUUGUCUCUGCCAAGUUGCAUGAAACUUAAUAAUUUUGAUUUAAGUGAUUGAAUUUACUGUAAUGGAUCAGAAACUAACCACAUGAAAACUGACAAUAAUGGUCAAGUAUUACUUUGCUAUAAGGUAAUUUUAGACUUCUGGUUUGAGCUGCUCUGAAAUUGGAUGAGACUUCAAUGCAUGUUAAGAAUGCACUCUAAAUAUUAACACACUUCCUCGAAGGAAAUAUGGCCACCACUGGUGGCAUAUAGAAAGAAUAUCAUUAUAAAAUAUGUUUGUCAUCUCUGUCUGUGUGGUCCCAACUGUACAUGGAAACUACCGUCAAAUCAGUCAAAGUUGUUGAGCCAAACAACUUUCUUCAUGUACAUGAUGCAUGAUGCUGUGAUCAAGUCAGUCAAGAUGUAAAAGUGCGUGGUCUUGUCACACUGUAUGUGUUUUUCUGUGUUUAUUUUUAUGUACACACUGUCUUCAUUAUGGUUUAUUUGAACAGUCUUCUCAGUGUCAACAGUAAUUUUGUUCUUUCAUUUUUUAUGCAUUGUGCUGCCGAUGAAAAAGUACACAAGGGUCUCUGGCGACGAAUUGUGUAUUCUUUUUAAAAGGUUUGCAAUGGAUGUAUGCCACUCACUUGGAUAAAGAGUUUUAAACCAAUAAAUACCAAACCAGUUUUUGUGUUUGAAAUAUGUUUAUAUACAAUGUAUAUAUAACAUAUGGUUCAAUUCUGUAACAUUUACUCGACUAGUCCCACGGCAACCUUGAUUCCAUUGUAUAAUCAGUAAUUUGUGAAUGAAGUCAGGUUGUAUUUUGUUAUGCUGAGAUAAACUCCAUCAUUAAAGCAGCAUAAUAUGUGGUCAGAGCAUGCAUUAGACAGACUGCACUCAGCAUGUGUUGGAUGGUUCACUUAAUGUUUGCACUUAGAGAGUUUGUGUGGAGUCGUGCACAUGUUGUGUAUGCCAGUGCUUGAGUUUGCUGGCCGUGUAGGUUGAGCAACUCAAACAAACGCCAUUUUACUCCAAAAUGGCUCUUUACACUUUUUAAGUGUUGUCACGUGUUCUUUAACUGUUACCCUCACGAAUGGACGUCAGUGCUACAUGUCUGUCCCCAACAACAAACAAGUCCACUUCAGUCAUGAAGUGUUUGUCGUUGGGAUCAAUGUGAAUGCUUGAUUAGAAGUACUUUGCUUUGAUCACAAUUAUGUACAUAUUUAUACAUACUGUGUUUGUAUUUGAUGUGAUUAACAGCUUAUUCCAUCUUAUUUACAGUGGAGCCACCCUCAGGCUUGAAAUUUAAAAUAAUAAAUGAGAACACAGUGGACAUGUCAUGGACGAGACCCUCAACAAGGAUAGAGGGCUUCAGAAUACAAAUUGUAUCAGAAGCAGGUAUGUCAGUAUGGCGUUUUCACCAACACUUUUUAGACAUGUAGACUCUCACAACAGUUUGCUCACUGCUAUUAUCUCUAUAGAGGAACCGGCUAGAGACUUUACCCUGGAUGCAUAUGCUACCACAACCUCAAUCACUAACCUGACUCCUGACUUGGACUACUCAGUCUAUAUCAACUCAUUUGUUGGGACAGAGGAGAGCAUUCCCAUCUUUGGACAACUCACCAGUAAGUUUAUCCUUACAAUUUUCCCAUUUGUUGUGUAGUAUUAGAGACAGAUUAUGACUGAGGUUUUUUUUUGCACGCUUGUGAACACUGUCUCCUGCUCAAACACUGAGAUAAGCUUCGACCAAAAGUGAUAUUUCACUUUGAUGAGAGUAUACUUGUUCCAUGAAACACUUCACCCAGCCAUGAUUCAUAGUAGUAAGAAAUCACAUCUGUGUUUACUGACUGUUAAAUUUCUUACAGUUAAAAGCUAAUGCAGCAUAAAAAAUAUGUGUUUGUGUGCAUGUGGUUUUGAUCCUGUCCAGCUUUUAUGAUGUGUUGAUUCACUUGUCUUUUUCCACUGUGAAAAAAGCAGGGGCGGCAGUGCACGGUACUAACUCACCAAGUGUUUCCUGUGUUUCAGUUCAGUCCAGUAACACCAGUGAACGAGUCAGGAGGCCACAGUCAGAUGCAAUCAGUGAGUAUGUUUACCCUAGUGUCAACCAAAAUCUGUACAGGGCCUGUCCUCCACACUAUUUUCCAUUUUUUAAAAUUCAAAUUUUCCCUUCAUGGCUGUCAUCAUGUUUUUCCUCUUUAUGGAAUAUUUUGGUCAGGCUUGCAUUUUACUUUCUGUCUGAGUUGUCACUGGUUAAAGUAGACAGAGAUCUGACAGUAACUGGUGGAGCACACAUAGGUUAUACUCUAAUUGAAACCAGUUGGCUCAUUAAGAAAAAAGGAAAAGGAAGGCUUAAGGCUAGGAGACAUGAGUUCUGCCAAGCUUCAUAGAGGAGAGGAAAGGAAAAGGGAAAGGAAUUACAUCUUAAUGUAUCCCUAAGAAACAAGUACUGUCUGCUAAACUGUUAGAGAUGCUGCUGGGUUUACAGGUAUUCAUCUGUCAACUGGCAAUGCCACAAAAUUAAUUCAUGUGGAUCUAUAGGAGGAUUACAUUUCCUCCCGCUUGUUGAAUACUACAGGACUUCAUACACUUAGCUCUAGACUCCCCUGGACCUGUACUGAUGGUUGUGCUCCCAUAGGCUACUUCACAACCACCCUAAAUGCUUUCCAAGCAGUCACUUCCAACAUUAGAUCAGGACAUUUUAACAGAAAGUGGAUGCCCUUUCAAGAACAAAAUUAAGAGUCAACACCAAGGGGAAUAAAGAUUAAAGUCCACUUACAUCAGUCCUGCCAAUUAUUUCAAUAGAGUCAUCACAAGUGUUCCAGAGAAUUUCACCAGUGACUUAAAACCCCUUUUGAUGUCAGAGUAAACAAGUGACAAAUGCUGGUGAAACCGCUGCUAACUGUUUAGUCUGUGGAGCCACAUUUUUACCCUUUGUGAUGACUAUACCAGUCCUCUGUUUGGCACUGGCUGAUAUUUCCUUUGAUGUCAGAGCACAUAUCUCUGAGACAGCCAACUAAAUGUCAAGGAGUAGAAUUUAUUUAGACUGACAAGAGGGGAAAAGGCCACUAUAAAGAUUUUGUUGCUGCUGCUGCUGCCAUACCUACCUUACUGGCACACUUCUGGCUCGAACAGUGGUUACUUUGAGACAUGGUUUUCAUCAUUCAAAAUGUUUACAUUAAUCUUUUGCUGGCUAAACCAUUACAAAUCAGAUAAGUUAAAAUAAGUAAUAAAGCCGUCUUUAAACUUUCUGACAGACUAACUCCUAAUCCUCCGCCAUCUUUCUGCAGAGUGUUCCGUCAGUGCAAUAGCAGAUUUGGUCUUUUUGGUGGACGGGUCAUGGAGUGUGGGCAGAGAGAACUUCAAGCACAUCCGUAGCUUCAUUGGAGCGAUGGCAGGGGCCUUUGACAUUGGCGAGGAGAAGACCCGGGUGGCUGUGGUUCAGUACAGUACAGACACCCGCACAGAGUUCCCCCUCACCCGUUUCAACAGAAGAGGAGAGCUGCUGAAAGCCAUCAGCUCCCUGCCGUACAAGGGGGGAAAUACUAUGACAGGUAAGGGGCUUACAGACAUGGAUAAGUGUUCAUUUCUAGUUUUAUUCUCUGCUGUCAUACUGCCAGUAAGGCUUUGCAAUAAAAGUGAUUCUAAUUGUACAUUUAAUGUGGAGAUAUUAAUCAUGUCAAGUUGUUUAACCGUAGAGUGGUGUUAGUACAGCAAAUCUUUAAAAACACAUGUACAUUUUUGUUUUAAGGUGAUGCCAUAGACUACCUGCUGAAAAACAUCUUUACGGAGGCAGCUGGAUCCAGGAAAGCUUUUCCUAAGGUAGCCAUGAUUAUCACUGAUGGAAAAUCCCAGGACCCUGUGGAGGAGUACUCUAAAAGGCUUAGGAACAUCGGAGUGGAAAUAUUUGUUCUAGGUAUGGUUUAUUAUUCAGUUUUCUGUUGAAUAAGCUCUCCCAUGUGAAAGUCUGCCUGUUCCUGGAAAUCAUUGGAUUUUCCAUCGAUUGUAAUAUCCAUAUUUGACUCGAUAAAAGUCAAGUACCAUUAUUUUUUUCUAACCCACACACUGCUUUAAAACUGUCAGCAGUCUAGCACAUCUGUCAUGCAGCCGCUUAGUAAAGAAAGUCUUUGUCUAAUGGUUUUGAAAUUCACAUUUUCCCACGUAGGUAUCAAAGGAGCAGAUGAGGAGGAGUUGAGGGAAAUGGCCUCCCCACCGUACAACAAACAUGUGUACAAUGUUGCCAACUUUGACAUGAUCCAAGAGGUGCAGAAAAAGAUCAUCACAGAGGUGUGCUCUGGUGUUGAUGAGCAGCUCAGUGUUCUGGUCAGCGGAGAGGAAAGUAAGUCAAAAACCUAAAAAGAUUUAUUAAACUUAAUUUGUUUCAAAGACUUAAUUUUUUAAAAGUAUGGCCAUUGAUUGUUUGCAGCUCAACAAACAUUUGGAUGCAGUUUACAUCUUGAUACUCAUAUUGGCACAUUUCUUUGAAUUUUCCAUAGUGGUGGAGCCAGCCUCUAACUUGCAGGUCACAGAAAUUGCAUCCAAGUCCAUGAGAGUGACAUGGGACCCCUCCCCAGGUGAUAUUACAGGCUACAAAGUCACCCUUGUCCCCAUGCUACCUGGAAUGAAACGACAAGAGUUGUACAUGGGGCCCACUCAGACAUCCAUCAAUAUCCGGGAUCUCUCCCCUGAGACCGAGUAUGAGAUCAGCCUGUCCGCCCUCAAAGGUUUGACUCCCAGUGAACCCAUCAUGGCAAUGGAGAAGACCCAACCUGUCAAGGUGUCAACAGGUAAGAAGAUUGUUUCCGCAUGGUAGCAUACAUAUAUAUCUUUAGAUGCGUCUUUUUCCCAUCAUGGAUGACAAUCAAAGCCAUUAACUGAACCAUCAUGUCUUGUCUUUUUAAAGAGUGCUCUUUGGGAGUGGAUGUACAGGCGGAUGUGGUCCUUCUGGUUGACGGCUCAUACAGUAUUGGAUUACAAAACUUUGCCAAAGUCCGUGCCUUCUUGGAGGUUCUGGUUAAUUCUUUUGAUGUUGGACCAGGCAAAGUCCAACUCAGCUUAGUCCAGUACAGUCGGGAUCCACACACUGAGUUUGCCCUCAACACCCACCAUGACAUUAAUGCUGUUGUCAAAGCUGUGCGUACCUUUCCCUACCGUGGAGGGUCAACUAACACUGGUAGAGCCAUGACCUAUGUGAGAGAGAAGAUCUUUAUCCCCUCCCGUGGAGCAAGACAGAAUGUUCCUCGCGUCAUGGUCCUGAUUACAGAUGGAAAGUCAUCCGACUCCUUCAAAGAUGCAGCAACCAAUCUUAGGAAUAUUGAUGUGGAGAUCUUCGCUGUUGGCGUGAAGGACGCAGUGAGGUCAGAACUGGAAGCCAUUGCUAAUCCCCCAUCAGAAAACCAUGUCUUUGAGGUAGAGGACUUUGAUGCCUUCCAGAGGAUCUCUAAAGAGCUGACUCAGUCCAUCUGUCUGAGGAUUGAACAGGAGCUGCUGAACAUCAAAAAGAGGAGUGAGUACGAUGAUAGAAUAAAUUAAUCUAGUGACUAGAACCUGGAUCUAGUCACCAAUGACUCAGAGGCAGCAGUUAUUGAUGUGUAGCAUUUGCUAAGCUGAACUUGUAUAUUAGAGUUCUAUUUGAUGGAAAAGAGCUUGUGCAGUUAUGAAUAAGUGUAGAUAGAUAUUAUAGUGCUGUGGAAAAUGAAGAGCAAAAAAGGCAAGGUGUAGACAAAACCAAAUUAAGCCACACAACUAUAGCCUGUGAAUUAAACAUACCCAAGAACCCAAUGCACUCAGCCCAUAUGUUAUUACUCACAGUCUGAAAACCCCACUGUCUGGGACGGUAUCAACAGUUCUGUUAUGAAUGGCUAUAAGCGCCAAGUUGUGGCUGUUCCAACCAGUGGUGGAAUGAUUACCCUAAAUAAUAUGAGGAAUGAUAGUGAAGCUUCUAGUCCCAAAACAAACACUUCUUAUUCAGCACAUCCUUUGUUACUCAGUUUUUUGGCUGGACAAAGUUACAACAAUGUGUUGUUCUUAAGCCUGCCAGUAUGGAAGUCAAAGUCCAUGGACAAGACAAUGGGCAGGGAGAAGGAGGAAUAAAACAUAGCUGUAACCACAAAAACCUCAGAUUCAGAACAAAAUGAGCCCAUGAUAGUUUUAUUUUACAAACGACCAUAAUUGAGGCUUUCGUGCUUCCUUCAUAUGACAUCAGUUCUCAACAAAGAAUCCUUUAUUUUCAGGUCUGCUUCCUCCCACUGACUUGAGGUUCUCAGAGAUCACCUCAAGAAGCUUCCGUACCACCUGGAUACCGCCUACUGCUAAUGCCUUGUCCUACCUGGUGCGUUUCCGCAAGGCUGAAGAUGUAACUGGAGACUACAUUACCCUGGCAGUGCCCGGUGAUACCACAACAGCUGUUCUGCUUCGACUAACCCCCCUCACCCCCUAUGAGGUCAACGUGUUUGCUCAGUAUGACAAAGGAGACAGUUUCCCUUUGACCGGUGAAGAGACCACCCUAGAAGGUGAGAGACAUUUGCUCUGAAUAGACCCAAAGCUUUGAUUGUCAUUAAAGCAAGAAUGUGUUGAAUAUAAAUUCUUUUACUUUUUCAGAACAAGGGGCUGUUCGAAACCUUCGAGUUACAGAAGAGACAACUGAUAGUUUCAGGGUGUCAUGGGAAGCUGCUCCAGGUGCGGUGAUAAGAUAUCGCCUGUCCUAUAUCCCACUAAGUGGUGGAGGGGAAAAUCUUGAGGCCCAAACCAUCGGACCAGAGACUACUAUAGUUCUCCAGGAGCUCUUCCCCCUGACCACGUACAGGGUGUCUGUGUCUGCUGAGUACGCCACUGGCAUGGGGGAUGACAUGCAAACAGAUGGCACCACUAAGGAAGGUAAGCUAGGAAAACACGCUUUCAGGAAUAUUUUGAAACCUAAUUGUUUAUGCAUCUGAUAUGAAUAAGUGAUGCAUUUUUUUGUACUUUCAGUCCGUGGCUCUCCUCGGGACCUCCGCGUCUUUAAUGAGACUAUAUCCACAAUGAAACUGGCAUGGCAGGCUGCUCCAGGAAAUGUCCUUCAGUACCGUAUUUCCUACAAACCUGCAGCGGGUGGUGAGGGACAGGAGAUAUCUGUCAAAGGAGAUACAACCCAGGCUCUGCUGAAGAAGCUCCAACCAGCUACUGAAUAUGAACUCUUUGUCAGUGCUCGCUACACUUCUGGUGUGGGGGAUCCUCUUGUGGGCACAGGAACCACCUUGGAAGGUAGGAUGAUAUUUUAUUGAUACUGUCUGAUGUUUUGAUGCUGUAGGCUCAACAGCGGCUAUCACAAACAUUCAAAGUAAAUGAUGUGUGCAGCUCCUUUUAGACUUACUUCAAAGAUUUAUGUUUUCUUAUUGUUUUUUUGUCAUUUGGUUUAUUAGAUUGUACUUGAUGUGAAACUACUCAAAUUGGGUCAAUUGUCUCCCCUCAAGUUUCUGUGAGAGUGUGGCAUUCAUUUUUUUCUCACUUAUGAUCACAUCAGAGUUAAGGGAGUUAAGGUUUUGCUUUUUAAGGUUGGCUGGUUAAAUGGGCUUUGGUCACAGAGAGAGGACAGGAAUGUACCACUUGUUACAGUUCCUUUGGCACUGAGUGUAUGUAAGGUUGGUUUUGCCGCCCUGAAGGCAGCUGAGAUGGAAAUGGGUGGGGGGUGCUUGUAAACCUUGGGAACUUAUGAAAUGGCUUGGAACAGACUUGACAAAGUCAUUCUUUACAUUUUGGCCUUUCUGAGACUUAGAGUUUCAUAUGUUGCAGUGUUUUUUUUUUAAACAUUUUUGCGUAUUUCACCUUUAAAAUGUAUCAAAAACUUGGAAUUGGUCAUAAGUGACCUGGUCAGGCUCAACAUACACUUUACACCCAGUGUAAGUGCAGAUCUGUGGAUGGUGCAAAGUUGUGUUGAGAUUGUUGUGGCGACAAACCACAGAAAAAAAAAAGUCAAAGAGCUCUAUUGAGAGAGAAAAGGGGAGGUCUUGCCCUUGGGGUCUAGAGAUCCCACAGGGGACUAUAUCUGGCUCCUAUUCAGUUCCGCUUUUGGCUGUAAAACCAGGAAACUAAAUAUGAGACGCCUUGCUGAGCAUUACAGAAGGAAGUUUAUUUUACUGGUUGCAAUGGUCUUUAGUAGCCUUGGCUGUUAAUUACAAUGAUGAUUGUUUGAUUUAUGUGCGUCUACUCAAAAAACAUUGGGAAAAUUGGUUAGCCUAAGUUCAGUUACUGUUGUGGUCAUGAGAUCAUGAGAGAGUAGAAAUGCUUAAAGAGUUUUUGGUGCCCAGAUGAAGGCAGAACAUCGGAGUUUUAGGCCAUGGACACCUCAAAGCGUGUUAUUUAUCAUAAGACCUGUGUAGGAGUUCUUGUUUCUUAUAGUAGUCUUCUUGUGGUGUCAGGUGUUUAUUGAAGGUCACACAUGUACCACACAGACCAUGUUUUAAGAAAUACUUUGGCUCAUGAGCAAUAUAGACAUCAUAAUUUUUUAAUUUUGAUGAGAGUUGCUUUUUUCCCCACAUUUUUUAUAUACCUAUUUAUUUCUCUGUUCCCACGCUGACCAAAGGGCUUGUUGUGGUCUUAGAAUUUGUUUCCACAUGUCAAAUCUGUGCUGUCAUCAACCAUCCACCCCCACAGGAAAAAAGCUCCAUGACAAAGCACUUUGUUUAGCUAGCUCCAUUAAGCUGUCAUGACGUCAGCAUGCUUCGACACUGAUCUCAUUGUUUAGAGUGUCACUCAUUUUGAGUGACCCUCUUAUGUGAAGUCCAUGUAGGCGAGAACUGGAAGAGAGUGGCUCACACAAAGCCCUCCCUUGUGGCCAAUGGUGAAUGGUAGCCAAUACAGAAGCCUUGAAUAGGACAGAAUUAUAACAUCCUGAAGUGACUCAGAAGAGGAAAGAAAGGUGUCAUAGCAAAUGCUUAGAUGGACGUCGCACAUGUGGAAAUUAUAAACAAACACAGAAAAAUCAUUUUCAUCAGGAUACAGAGUUUUAUCCAACACGUGGAAGAAGUUACCUUAGAGGACCUUGAAAGCUGUCUGUCUGGUCACAGUGAAAACUGUUGGUUCAUCUCCCUUAAGGGUGGGGCAAAGGACAGGCAGAGGCAAAAAAGAGAGCAAAGUCGGGUAAAUAAAGGGUACUUCAGAGAUUAUGUGAACAAUGCUUCAGGGUGGCCAAGUGAAUAAAAACCCCCGCCUAUAACCAAGAGGUCAAAUAUUCAACCCCCUGAAGCAGCCAUUGUACCAAAUUCUCAAAUAAUUAACCUCUUACAUAACUCAGAAAAUGUUUCGUCCUGUGCCCCAAGGUCUUUUUUUAAUCUCUUACUUGGAUAGCAGACAUUACCAGGUAAACUUGCAGCAUCUUGGUUUCUUUUUUCAUCUACCAGUCCAGGCUCCUUCAUUUGUACUCCUAGACAGUCCUUCCUGUCACUCCAGAGGUCCUUUGAGGUAAAAGGCAAGCAAAAGCAAGGCAGGAGACAAGCAACCCUGGCACAUAAACACUGACAGCUUUAUCUUUGUAGCUCAGAUGUAUGCCAGAGUGAACCAAAAGCAAUAAAGUAAGGAAGUUUACCAUCUAGUGCCAGUGCUGAGAUGGCACUUUGUAGUAAUGAUGUAUUUCCUGCAGUCGUUUUGGAGUUUAUUGAGAAAGCAAAAAUUUGCAAAUCAGAGCUUAGUUUAAUCUUUAAACUGAGUUUCUGUGUGCUUGACAACCAAAUCCAAGACUACGAAUCAAUACAUCAAGAGAUGGUGGCUUAAUAGAGUGAGAAUCGACAGCCUUAGAAAACCAUUAUGAUUAUUUUCACAGCACGAGCUUGUUGUGUUUCAAGAACAUUUCUACUGCCUGCAGGCAUUUUUCUGAGAGGUGCAGCCUUUAUAUUCUCAGGCUUUAGACAUCUUUGGCUGCAGAUGUGAAGCUUAUGCCAGCACAUGGCCCAAAGCAAAUCUCUCAGAUGAUCUUCAGUUAUGUCACAUGUGGUUUUCUGGAAAAGAGGGAGAGGCUGAGAAUUUGUGAUCUGGUCUUGUAAAAGAUUUUAAUUUUAGAGUACACUUCUUCUUGAAGGCUGAGAAGCAGUUGAGGAGCUGAGAGGGAUAUUCUGAAUGUUUUAAGCACCAAAUGUUGUCUUUCCUAUAUUUAUAUGCAUAUGUACAUUUUAAAGCUUGUGAGAUCCCACUCUUGUGAUAAUUUCAACAGCUGUAUCUCACUUUGUUUGUAUGAUGUUGGAUUUAUGCAUGUGUAACAUGCAGACGGACAUUUCUGCCAGGCCCGUGGACCAUGUGUUUCAUGUAUGAGUGCUCUGGUCAUUUGAGUCGCCUCUUCUCUUUGGCCUGUCUGCAAGAACUGAUGAAAAUUGAGCCACUGUCUGCAGAAGUCAUUAUCUUGUGAUCCUUUCGUCCUUGGUUCACACACAGCCGGAAAAGUCAGUCAAGGUUAUCCUCUGCUUUUUGGCAAACACAGCCCCUUUGACAGAUUGAUCUGGGUUUUUACAAGUGGCCCACGCUAUUUUUAUGCUUCUCCAAAACCUGGAACUCUUCAUUAGUCAGAGCUUGUGGUCAUUACUUCACAUAUCACACCUCUGUUCUUGAGGUGUGUUUUGUUGUGCUCUGUGGCCAUGGCUGCUGUCGUUUAAUCUCACUUAGAUCAGUUCAGUCUUUUAGUGGGGCAAAAAGGCGUCAUUAGUUUACAUAUAGAUACAGUAACCUCUGGUUCUGCUGUAUGGUGAAUUAGCACUUAUCAUGGACUGCACUUACGGUGGAUAUGUGAUGCAUUUGUGGGAGUUAAAUGUGGAAGUUUGUGGAGAUAGACCACCCAGCUGCACUUUACUCUCUAUAAUUAUUUUGCCAUUAGGUGCUGGCAUGCAGGGGCUUAGGGGCUUGAAUAAGGAUCAGGAUCCCGAAGGAUGUGUGGGAGGCGCUAUGUGGCAGCCUGUCCCUGUGCAGUGCAUCCUCUCUAUGGCAGAUAGACUGGAGUGAUGAGAGUCCAUCACUUCAUGGGCAUCCCUCUCAGCCAAGCAUGUGCUGGCUGCUGGUCAUGAAACACCACCACAAAUUCCCUCCACUGUAUUUCUUUCCCUUCCUCCCUUCAGAUGGUCUCUGGGGAAAAGUGAAAGGAGGAGGGACGAGGGGGAGAGCGCAACAUCUGCAAUUGUAGAAAACGCACUUUUGUGGCUCAGGUUUCAUGUGUUUCUAUGGAAAAUUAGAGUGCUGCCAGGGGAGGCACUGGGGAUGUGUGAUUUGUGAUUAGUUUUUCGGAGAGUUUUUCCAGUCGUCUCUGAUAGUCAAUGGAGAAUAUUAGGAUGGCUGAGCACAUCCUGAAAAGUUACAAAAAACAAACGUGAAAGAUUGUUGGGGACUUUGCGUUGGUUCUUGGUAUUGUUGCUUUUGUGUUUGCCUCCUCAAACCUUCCUAUAAUAGUGUAAGAAAUCAACACCAUCUGGACAAAAUAUGUCUGUACUUCAGCACUAACACACCUUGUUCCUGUUAUUAUGCAUCAGAGAAAAUCAAAAUAAAGAAAAUCUGGGGAAAUUCUUUGUGUAAACAAAAGCAAGCAUGCCAUGCUACUUAUUUUCAGUCUCCAUAUCCAUUACCUCCACCUUUGUUCCUUACACUGUUGUUUUCAUUAAUCCACAGAGCUUGGUUCACCUAGAGACUUGGUAACAAGUGAUGUCACAGAGAACAGUUUCGCCGUUUCUUGGACAGCAGCCCCGGGUAACGUACGUCAGUACCGGAUCAAGUGGAAGUCCCUUUAUUCUGACGAGGAGGGAGAAAAGACAAUCCCAGGAGACACCACAGCCACGGUUCUGGAUGGCCUCACCCCAGAGACACGCUAUCAGGUCUCUGUGUUUGCUGCCUAUGGCCAUGGAGAGGGUCAGCCACUGAAUGGAGAGGAAACCACAGAUGGUGAGUUACUGUAGCUGCUUAAAAUUUUACUCUGCAAUCCUGUGCAAAAGAUAUAAAUUCUGUCCUUGUGUUGUAUGACCUCUAAGGGACACUGCACUUUUUGUGGGUGUGCAACUCUUGAGAAAACCAUCAUUAAUGCCAAGAAUGCAGGCCUAGCUAUUCCUGUAAUAAACACAAAUCAGCCCUUAAAGUUUCAACUGCCCAUUAAGUUAGAGAAACAAAUUUAGGAGGUCAUCACUGAGAAAUAUGGGCUAGUGAUUCAGGCUGGAAACCGAUCCAGGAAACACAGUUUAGCUUAAGAAUAGAGAUCUUCCUUUUUUCGUACAUUCUGUUGAGCUAAAAUAAAACGUCAUUUCUGUUGGUAUCCGCCAAGCCACAAUAAGAAUAUAGUCUUUGCGUGCGGAUCUUUAAGACUGUUGUAUCCGAGGUGACGUAAUGUCCGACACACCUGCACUAGAUUCUCAUGGGAGAUUAAGGGCAGAUAGAUGCCGGCCUCUCUCUUGUGAGACGGCACCCAUGCUUAGAUGAGAAAAGCACAUUGUGUGGAAACUUGUACCAGUUGGGAGGGAACUGGUUAGUAAAAUGGAAUGCACCCAAGGGAAUAUAUUUCUAACAUUAUUAGUGUUUAUCACUUCUGGCAAGCAGCAUAUAUGCCACAAACAUGAGACAGCUUUGUGGACUCAGUUCUCAUUCCUUCCUUAACUGUCCUCCUGCUGUCUGUUGUUCCCUUUGCGUGCACUCUACACAAAUGGCAGGUCUCUUUGAGCUGAGCCACACACGGCAAACUUGGACGUAAUGUUUUUUUCCGUUAAUAAAAGUUCUCUCAAGCAUUCUGAAUAUUUUCCUCUGCUCAUUUUGAGGCAUCUGACAGUUCUCACAUGCCCUUCCUGCCCUGAAAAUCAAACUCUAUUGACACACAAUGGAAAAAUAAAAAGUAUGGCUUUGCUCAAAUUCAGGAGACUUCAGACUUCCAAGUCUGGCUUCCUGACCGACCAACCAAACAUGAUCAAUCAUGUAAACUUGGGCCUGCUUAAUGUAUGCCUCUGUAAAAUUGAAAUAUUUAGGUAGGUUUGUAUCCACAGGCAUGUGGAAACUGAGCAGAUAUCUGGAUAAAAGACUUUGAGGUCACUGAGCGUGAAAUUGUUUAGUUUACUUACCAGUAGGAAAGCUAUGCUGCUUAUAUUUCCAGUGGUAUAUUGGAAACAUAGGCGCCUAAGCACACAUUUAGAGCACAUUGCCAUCUGAACGAGGUCCAAAAUCGACAUUUUCCUCAGACUAUUCAUUCAUCAUUUUUUUCUCUUUUAACGUUUGUUGUUCUUUCCUUCCUUGCAGUCUCGGCAGCUGGCAGAACAAUUGUUGUCUCGGAGGAGACAGAGAAGAGCAUGAAGGUGACAUGGCAACCAGCACCUGGAAAUGUAGUCAACUACCGUGUUACAUACAAACCAAAAGAAGGAGGGCGACAGCUAGCAACCAAAGUGCCUGGUGGCACAACUUCCACUGUACUGAGACGCCUCACCCCCCUCACCACCUACGAGAUCACAGUUUUGCCUGUGUACCGCUCUGGAGAAGGCAAAGUUAGGCAGGGAGAAGGAACCACACGUACGUUUGAUUAUUAUGCAAUACAUCACAAAUGUUGCUCUUUCUGUUGCCAAGUUUAGACAAGCUGUAUUUAUAUGUGGCAGACUCAAUUAAAACUACUCAUCCUAAUCCUAAGUCUAUUUUCUUGUCUCCUUAGUGACACCCUACAAAGGCCCCAGAAACCUGCAGACUUCAGAACCUUCAAAGACCAGUUUCCGUGUAACCUGGGACCAUGCUCCUGGUGAUGUGAAGGGAUACAAAGUCACUUUCCACCCAAUUGGUGAAGAAGUUGACCUUGGACAACUUCUGGUUGGUCCAUAUGACAACACUGUGGUGCUAGAGGAGCUGAGGUGUGUCUUCUGGCUGGCUUAUACUUCCAUAACUCUGCUCUGUUAUUGAUUAAGAUGAAGCUGAAAAUGUUUUUUUUCUUCGGUUGACAGAGCUGGAACCAAAUACAGUGUGAAUGUGUUUGGUGUAUUUGAUGGAGGAGAGAGUAUGCCGUUGGCUGGAGAGGAAAAAACAACACUUUCUGAUGAUCCUGACCCUCCUUUUUAUGUACCAACAGGUAAAUUGAACAAAUAUUCAACUAAAACCAAUAUUUAUAACUGAAAAUAUAUGAUAUACAAUCCAAGAAAUGUUUUCGUCAUACUUCCUAUGACUGUUAUCACAGCUAUGGCAAUGUCUCUACUUUGUUAUGUCUCUGGGGAGCAACAGUCAAAACACUGAGUCUGUAUCACAUCGUGAAUAUCUACUUAGGAAUAUACAAUGUAAACUCAUGCCCCAUAAAAGUUGACAAGUUUCUUUAAAUGCCUUUCCUCAAAGCUAAUUGUUUAACAAAAAUAACAGAUGUAAUUGCUAUACCAGCUGCCUUCCCUUUUCUUACGUUCUUCAUUGUGUCACUUUAGGCUUCUGCUUUUAUUUCCACUCAAAGUCCAGCCAGUGUAGAUUUUAGCCACACACUUCUAAUGCAUUUGUAGUUAUAAAGUGUUUUUACUACUUUGUGAGUCAGAGCACAGCAGGCAGCAAGUGUGAGAAGAGGAAAAAAUGUUGUGUUUUUUGGAAGUAACUGUAAAGGUCAGCUUGACCACUCAGCUGCAGGUCUGGCCCUAAUAAGGAGGCAGAUUCAGCAGCUUCAGAAGAUAAAAGAGAAGAGGUGAGAGUGUGUUACCCUCCCCUGUGCUGUCUACUGACUCCAGGCUAGUCAUCAAGAAGACUAAUGAAACUUAAAAGCUAAGAAAAAAAUGUUUCUGGCCAAGACUGAGUCAUAUUCUGUUAUCUUGUCUUGUUUUACUAAAAACAGAGCAUAAUUUGGUAUUAUUCACUAAUUUAUCUUUAUCCUAAAAAACAAAAACACAAGUUUCUAUUUUAUUAUUCUUCCUUUUAUGCUGAUGCAGCUCUUUCAGGCCUGCCUGUUUGUGUGCAUUUUUCUGUUCAUCUGUGCACUUUCAUUGAAGUCUCUUCCAUCUGGCAGCGGGAGUGGUACCUUGACAGCUGGCUGUCUGUCAUGGGGGUGGGGAUUUUAGUUUUCUCUGUAAGCAAACAAUCUGUAAAUCAAACAUGUUAACCUGUUUUCAGUUGCAGACAGUGGCACUUAGUGCAACAUCUGCCUUUCUCUGGUGCACAUCUGCAGUCCUCUUUCAGGUGCCGUGGAUCAGAGGCUUUCCUUGUCAUCACACACUUGUUUGGACUAACAGGAUCUGAAUAAUACCUUGCAUCUCUGGAGGGCACAUUUAUUUCUCCUGUGGUGGCCUUUGAUAUGUCACAGACCAUUAAGAGAGUGCACAUCUGAUUUGCCCCUGGGAUUCGUUCAUCACAGAAAGCAUAGCUGCCUCGACAUGCUACAAGACGAGAAAAUGAUAUUACAACCAGAGGAAGACAAAUGUUCUCCAAUAAAGAAAUCAUGCCCUCCUUUAUGUUUGGUGUUUUACUUAAUGCCCUGUGAUCUUGCUCAGUGUGUUUUCAAUGUCAACAAACUCUUGCCUUUUUCUUUCCUUCACCUUUCCCAACUUUUUGUGCACUCCUAUAAUCAUUACAGUCCACACACACACACAAACACACACACUCACACUCACACAUUGCACAUGAUUCAAUAUGUAUUUAACUGUAAAUAAUCCAUUUUGUGCUGGUAAGACUCUGACAUUUUGCCGUCACAGAUGUACAGUGUAAAACCACUGCACAGGCUGACAUUGUGCUGCUGGUGGACGGGUCCUGGAGUAUUGGACGUCUGAACUUCAAGACCAUUCGUGCCUUCAUCGCCCGGAUGGUUGGAGUCUUUGACAUCGGCCCUGAUAGGGUCCAGAUUGGUGGGUCUAAUCAAAAUAUGGACAAAUAUUGUCAAUCCAUGUACACAGUUAAAAACUUUAAAAAAAAUCUCUGUACUGAUCAAACAAAUAUUUUUCUUUUCCUUAAGGUCUUGCCCAGUACAGUGGAGACCCAAAGACUGAAUGGCACUUAAACGUUCAUCGAACCCGGGAGUCUCUUUUGGACGCUGUGGCUAGCCUUCCAUACAAAGGAGGAAACACCCUGACUGGUAAAUGUUUCUCUUUAUUCAGGAAUAGCUUCCAUUCCAGUUGUUAAAGCACAGUAAUAAAUUUGACAUUUUGUGUUUAUGUUUUCAUCUCUGCAGGUUUGGCUUUGAACUACAUCCUCCAGAACAAUUUCAAAGAGAAUGUUGGGAUGCGACCCAGUGCCAGGAAGAUCGGAGUUUUGGUCACUGAUGGCAAAUCCCAGGAUGAUGUCAUCGUUAACUCUCAGGCUUUGCGUGACGAUGGCAUUGAGCUGUAUGCCAUUGGUAAGCUGUCACAAGUUUAGCUGUCUUCAUACUUAACGAACGGUGUGAGGUAAAAACUAUAAAUGACAUAUUUCUUUUUAGGUGUGAAGAAUGCUGAUGAGAACGAGUUGAGGUCCAUCGCCACUGAUCCAGAUGAUAUCCAUAUGUACAAUGUGGCGGACUUCUCCUUCCUGUUGGACAUUGUUGACGGCCUCACUGAGAACCUCUGUAACAGUGUCAAGGGUCCAGGUACUCAAGAGUUUCCAUUCAAAUACACAUGGAGCUGACUGAUCAAAGUAAAAGUAUGGUUGCAUUGAAUGUAGGGACAGAUUCCCUCUUUUUUACUAUUUCCUUAAUUUCAGUCUAAACUUUUUGCGUAGCAUCCCAGACCCAUAGAAAGAGUUGCACAUCUGACCAACUUUAGAAAGCAGCUCUGGAAAAAAAAUAACAAACCAAGCUCUUGGAAAUGAUUGUAGACCUAUUAUUUCCUCUUCCUCAGCCUCCCUGGAGUAAAAAAUCAUCUGCUCCCUAAUUAAAUUAAAGAUCUGCUAUUGGAAACUGUAGGGAGACUCCUUAGGGAGGAUGUGGCUUUAAAUCCUCAAUUAGUACUGUGGUUUUUGCAAAGUUCUAUUAGGACAUCAUUAGUAAACAGGAUGACUUUCAUCUGUGGCUACAUCUUGUUUUUACCAGCUCAUUUGUACAUAAUUCCAAAUUAUAAAUGACCAUAAAAUUAUGAUCUUUGUUUCUUACAUAAUCCUUUUUAAACCAGCGCCUGCUUUUGCACUGAUGUGAGAAAGUAAUGGAGAAUUUUCACCGACAGUGUCAAAGGUUCAAUGCGACAGCCUCUAUUAAAGGUUUGUCCCUUUUUCAAAAUGUCUGAAUAGGUGGUGCACCUGAUGCUCCCACUAACCUGAUAACAUCAGAGGUGACACAUGAGUCCUUCAGAGCAACCUGGACUGGUCCCGAAGGCCCGGUGGAGAAGUACCGUGUUGAAUACAUGACCGUGUCAGGAACCCCACAACAGGUACUCUACACAAUCAUGCUGCACAGACUGACAGUCCUGUUAAUACAGUCUGUAAUGAAAUUGUAUAAAGUGUGUGUAGAAUCUCCCUUUGUGGAUGUUCACGUUUUGCUUGGCUAUGAUGGGAUCUGACCCUCUGUUUUUUUAAGUAAUGGGAAGCUCCACUCAGGCCUCUAUUUCCAGCCCCCUGUUUGUUUUGGCCUCUCAUUGUUUAGGUGUCUAAUUACAUUACGAUCCCACACAGGGAAAAGAAACUAAAACACACUGCUCUCCGUUUAGAGGAUUAGAAAGCAAAUAACGACUCUGUGAUAGCAAUAUUGGCAAGCAGAGUUUUGGCUCCACAAUAUGUGGACUAGAUGCAUUUUUGAUGUCUGAAUCUUAUUAUGAGGACAAAGAUGUUUGCUUUUGUCAAGCUCCCAUGGUUUUGUUAAAUAUUGAACAAAGUCAGGGUUUUUAUUAUUGUUUAUGGACCUAGAAUUGAAACACAUGCAGAGUUUGCGAGAGGGAUUUGUGAGUUUAAUUGGAAAACUUUACAAAAUGCUGAAGUCAAUCCUGUAACUAGAUAAAGCUUAUGCUUGUUAUUCCUCUAAAUUGAUCAAUUUUGAUCAGGAACUAUCUACAGGCACUUGAUCCAACAAAAACUCCCAGUGAAAACAUUGCAAAUAUACUUCAGAGUCUAACAGAUGACUUCUUUUGCUGAAAAUUUCACUUCCUCUCUGCUCUAGGUGUUUGUUGAUGGGACAGAAACCACAACUGUUCUCCAGGGCCUCAAUCCCCUAACAAAGUAUCUGGUCAACGUCUACGCCGUGGUGGGAGAGGACAGCAGUGAGCCUCUGGAUGGAACUGAGACCACAUGUAUGUCUCCUCUUCUGCUUGGCUUCUGGCAAAUAACAUCAGAUUUAAAAAAUUCAUGAAUGGUAGAAGUUGUGAGUGGGAAAGUAAAGCGUUUUAAUUAUGUUUUCCGCCUCUGAUCUUAUCAUAGAUAUAAUGAUUUCAUGUUGUUCACUCGAUCACAUUUAGGCAAUCUAGAUGACUUGGGUAUUAACUCCAGACAAAAUAACUUUUUAGCUUUUAUUUUGAUGAAGGCCCUUUGUCCUUGUGAUUACUACAUUGCCAUAAUUUAUCAUGCCAUCAAUGGCUAUAAACAAUGUAUCAAUCAAAUGAAAUCAAUCAAAUUUUAUUUAUAUAGUGCCAAAUCACAACAGUCAUUAUCCCAAGACCCUUUCCAAAAAAGAGCCGGUCUAGACCACACUCAUUUCGUAUAUCGUAUAUCUUCGUUUGUUAUCAAUGUGGCUGCAAAAUGAUAGCAAGAACAAGUUUUAAAUAGGCACAAUUUGAUGGCAACCUUGAUUACACUGGCCUCAAAUGUAAAUUUGAGGUCUUUCUUUGGUUCUCUUGAGAUGUUGUUAAUUGCCAGGGCUCUCUAGAGUAGUAACGCUUAUAUAAAGCAGUGCUGCUUGUUUAGAUUGUGAAGAGUGAAUACAAAAGGCUCAAAAACAUCUUUUUGCAUUGAAAGCAACAUUUAAAAAUACACCGUUUUUAAAUUGCCAGUAACAUUAUUGUCUGUCGUUGUCAAGUGCCCCUACCUGGAGUGAGAAGCAUGGACAUUUAUGAUGAGCAGACCACUACCAUGCGGGUGAGAUGGGAGAGGGCACCAGGUGCAACUGGCUACAUGUUGCUCUACAGUGCCGUCAAUGCCACUCAGCCCACCGUUGAGCAGGAGGUAAGAUUUGGGUUUACAUGUGUUUAUUGGUGGACAUGAUCACAUGUCUCGAUCCAUCCACGUGUACCAAACAUAUUGCUGAGUGCAGGAAGAAGCUGAACACUCCAGCACGCUUUCAGCAGUUCGUGAAAAAAUUGAGAUGUCACAGAACAAGAAAAGACACUGGACAAAGCCGCCAGUGUUUUCUUCAACAUUCAGCACAUACGGCAAAAGGGAAAACAUAGAGGAUCUUUGUUAGCCACAGAGGGAGUGGGUGAACCAUGAGCUCAGCCUGCCAAGGGAACAUCAUCAUUUGUUUAUGAUGUGUCAAACCCAGUGGGUCAAACCGGAAUAGGCAGAUGUGCUGCAACCAAAAUAUUUCUCCCACUGCUCCUAACCGAAUGUCUGUCUUCCUCACUGAGGAUUCCUCAUCAGCUCCAUCGCAUCUGACUUUCGUUUUUUUCUCUGAUCUGGUCCCUUUGCAGGUCAGAGUUGGCGGAGAUAAAACCGAUGUCCAGCUGGUGAAGUUAAUCCCGAACACAGCCUACAGCCUGUCCCUGUUUGCCCUGCAUGGAGAGUCAGCAAGUGAACCACUGACCCAGCAGGGAGUCACACGUAUGUAGUCCAUGAAUCACAAGUAGAUUUUGUUAAACAUGUAUACCAUUAAGCAGACACUGUGGAUUUAAAAUUAUCUUUCAAAAUACACAACUAUGAUUUUGUCACAAAGCUAACUCUUACCUUUCCUUGUUUUAGUGCCCCUUCCACCUGCAGGUGAGCUGAGGGUUCGAGAUAUCACCCACAGCACCAUGAAGCUCAAUUGGGAUGCUGCUCCUGGUGCUGUUCGCAAGUACCUUGUCACCUACAAGCCUGAGGAGGGAGAGGCAAAGGAAGUAAGUUUGGUUUCAAACUAGGGCUGAUAUCGGUACGAUAUCAGCAAAAAAAAAAAAAAAGUUACUAACAAAGUAGAAAGGAGUAAGAGUGAUGUUGGCUUUGUGGAAUCAAUAUUGGUAUUGGUCAAUAUUGAAGGCUUCAAUACCCAUAUCAUAUUGGAUGUCUAAAAGCUGUAUCGGGACAACCUUAUUUCAAACACCCUCCUCUCUGGCAUUACUGAAACAGUAGAAUACAUGUAAACAAAAUAUCAGCAGUAUGUGCUUUUAUCUGCACCAAUCUGAUUGUUUUCACCUACCAACUUUCAUUGCCUAGUGUCUGUUGUAGUCAUUAGAUUUGAUGGUGAUGAAUUUAUAUCAGUAUUUCAGACUGAUCUCUCAAUAUAUUGGCUCAGACCUUAAAAUGGAAACUGCAGCAGGCUGGCUGGACAUCAGGGAAUGUUUUGGAGUCUUAUGAAAGGUUACGAAACCCAUCGGAACACAGUUUUGCAGGGAUUAAAGUAGAGUUUUGUUACCGGGAUUGGACAAAUACUUUAUAGUUGCCUGUCCCGUUUUGGGAGUUCUUGGGCUACAGCAGCAAACUUUGUGGUUCACCUUUGCUACUUCCUUUGCCAUAAAUCACAUUGAGGCGAUCCUUAAAGCUCCUCUGAUGGAAUUGCACAUGUGAAGCUAGCUUCAUGGGCCAAGUUGUGGAUGUUGGAAACCUAAUGUGUGGGAAGAGGGAGCUUGCUACCUAGAAAGCAGUAGGAUGUCAUGUCUAACCUUAUGGAUUAUGUGAUUGAACCCAACAGGCAAUAUUAAAUCCCACUCAACAGGGAAGGCAUAUUCCCACAUUUAUUCCAGGUGAAGUUUCAUGCAUAAAGACAAAUAAACUGUCUUUUGAGAGUUUUAACUCAAACUGAAAGGCUGAAGAUCUGGCAAACACAUGGAACUGUUCAAGCUAAUGAGUGUUCUGAUGAAUCCCUUAAUUACAAUUCCUCGAAAUUGAGCUAAUAAAAGUUGAUGCGCAGUAAACCCAGUGGGGGGGUUUCAGACGAGUACUCCAGGUGUUUGGCCAUAACAUGCUUCACUUUGUUGUUUGUUGUGAUUCUUGUUUAUUCCCAUUUUCUUCUGGAAACAAGCUGUUUUAUGCCUUGAAGUCAAGUUUCCUACUAGUCUUAUUAGAACCAUGUUCCUGCUUUCACCAGUUUUCCUAGGAAUACGUGUGGUGACCAGAAUAAACAUAUCACAAGACUUUGCAAAAGAGAGAAAGAUCCUAAGAUCGCUAAACUUAUGUGAAUUUUUUUGACAUGAUUUGCAAAGCCCUGUGUUCUGAAGUAAGAUUUUGUGUAAUGGUCCUCAACAAGUUUUCUUUCUCACAGCUGGAAGUUGGAGGAAGUGUGACCACCAGAGUAUUGGACAAUUUGAUCUCACAAACUGAGUAUGCCCUAGCUGUUACUCCCAUCUAUGAUGAAGGACCUGGCCAGACCAUGUUAGGAGAGGGAAUCACAGGUAAGCAUGGGAGUUGUUGUUUUUUUUUUUUGUGACUAUCUGAAUCGCCUUGUUUGUAAGAUUCUAACUCUUCCCUUCUGUAUUCUGCAGAUGUGGUUCCUGCUCCAAAGAACCUUCAAUUUUCAGAAGUUACCCAGACCAGCUUUAGAGCAACGUGGGAGCACGGAGCACCUGACGUGGCCUUGUACCGCAUUGGCUGGACGAAGAAGGGAGAGUCCAACUUCCAAUACGUAAGAGAAAAGCAGCUGUCCGAGAUGUUUGCGUUUCUCAUAAUUCAUGAGAGUAUUUCUUGAUCAGUUCCACAGAAAUUGAUAUGGCUUCACUUUGAAAAAUUCCUCAUGAGAAAACAGUGGGAACAUUUAGAAAACAGAUAUGUGCACCAAUCCAGUUAUAAUAAUCCCAAUAUGGAUCCAGUACUGCUUGUUUGGUUUGUUUUGGAUAAAGUCUUUGUCAAAUGCCUUUCCUCAUGCUGUGUUUGUUUUCCUCAUCAGGCCAUCCUGAACAAUGAUGAGACAACCCAUGUCCUGGAGAACUUGGAGCCAGACACUCCCUAUGAUGUGUCUGUCACUGCAAUCUAUCCAGAUGAAUCAGAGAGCGAGGAUCUGCUGGGCACAGAGAGGACAUGUAAGAUACAACACCCCCGGGGGUCCUGUCAGAAUCAAUACACAAUGACUUUAGUUGACUCUGUUCUGCUUAAGCUGCUUGGUGGAUAUGUUGUUGUUGUUGUUGUUGUUAAUUUACCAGUGAUGAAACUCUGGUCUUACCUUCUGGAAAUACCCGGAGUGAAACUUUAAACAAAGGGUAUGCCCAUUAUACCUUUUUAUUUUUGCCUCUGUAGUGUCCAAGCAAGGGGAUGGUAGGCCGGGUAAGUAUAUUUGUGGUAAAACAUGAGGAUGCUUUUUAUUUCAGUUGCUGAAAGCAUGUUUUGUUAAUUCAACCAUUGGAAAACCAUCACUUCAUCAUCAAGCAAGGCCUUUAACCCAUCCAUCGCUCCAAUGGUGCUCGACUGCAGCUGAUACAGCCAAUGUUAUUAUGUGUUUGUCUAUGUCUCUGUGUGUCCCAUUUUUCCAUGCCAAUCAUCCCAUGGCUGUUUCUAAAUGUCUCCAUUUUCACUCAGUCAAAUGUCAGUGGCUUAAGAUGGAUGUCAACGAUGCAUGCCCUUGCAAAACAGGGAUUUGAAUCCUUUCUUUCAAAGCCCAUUUCAUCAUCAUCCAUCAUCCAUCCAUCCUCUAUUCAUCCAUCAACUCUCCAUCACAUUCAUCCAUGCAUUUAUCAGUCCAUCCAUUUUUCUUUUCAUCAGUCCAUUGCUGUUCAAAGGAAUCCAUCGCUUCAUCGGAAAAGACCGAAUCCCAGACAUGGAUUGUCUUUUCUCAUUUAAAGCUGCAAUCCUUGAAACUAAUCAGUGGCAGACUUUUGGGUAGCUGUUUUAUGACACAAAAUUAAUCAGGUGCACUGAAUGAUGAAGUCAAUUGCCUGAUAUUUUGACAACAAAAUUAGUCUUUCAAGGCUAAUUUUUACUCUGAACUGCCCAAGAUAUCAAGGAAUGUGUCUUUAAAGGAUGUUUGUAAGCUCAUGGAAAAAGUGCUUGAACAUGUUUGAUGGAGAAAUGCUGUGACGUGAUUGUAACUGCGAUAUGUGUGCAUGCAUUCUCCAGUGCUUCAGGGACCUCCCACCAACUUGGUUGUGUUCAAUGAAACCACCACCACCCUGAAUGCCAGGUGGGAACCAGCGCCAGGUCGUGUCCAAAACUACAGGAUCACUUAUGUUCCCACAGCUGGAGGAAAGAGCCAGACUGUAAGUUAUACGACAGAUUAACUCUCAACUCUCUCAACACACACACUCUGUGGACAUUCUGCUUUGUAAGAAGAGAUAUUGUUGUUGUUCGGUCAUAGAGCUAAAAUGACCGAACAAGGCAAACUAAAAUAGAGAUUUAACUCAAUGCUAGAUUUGCAUCUUCUCACAGAGAUUUGGACAUAUUAUACAGAUUUGGAAAAUAGAAAUCUCUCUAUAGCUGAAAUCCUUUAAGUGUUGUAAAAUCAUUUCAUUAGUUCAGACAGGCCACCAAUCAAGCUCAGCCCACGGUACAUCAGCUGAUCCCAAUGCUGCCCAUAUCAGCUGACAGCUCAGCUGAUUACCUUCUACACAAAAUACGGAUUCUAUCUUUACUGCUUCAGUCUGUCUUAACUUGAUGCUUCCUCUGCAAUGUACUUUGCAAUCCACCUCCAACAUAGCUCCUCCUUUUCAUGGUUUCUGAUUUGACCAGUGUUGUCAUUGAUACAUUGUCACUGAUGCCCACCCUGUUCUUUGCUGAUGCUCAUCAUGCUUUUCCUUUUUUACAUUAUGCAGAGGAAAAAACUUUCCUGACUGCAGUUUUGAAGAUUGCAGAGGGCUCUCAAAUUAGAGGCAUGCAACUACUGCAUUAAAAAUAACUGUUUAUUUUGGGCUGAAUUUCAUUUGAUGUCAAAUUUCUCAGUCUGUUGUUUUGAUAUUGCAGCACUAAUAUAGACAAACCCUCUCUAGUAUUUUCUAAUAUCACCCAAGUCUGGAAAAAUCUAUCGCCGGUUAGAGGUUCUUGGCUGCCAGACUGAAGUGGAAAGUCUUUUUGAAAGUUAUGGAAAAGUUUGAUUCAGUUUUCUGUCAGACCUGUCUCUUUGAUUCUCUAAGUGAGACUAAAAAGCCCUUAAGUAUGGUUAAUUGUGUUUAUGCACAUGUUUAUACAAAAUACUUCACAUUGAUAACUACACCGAUAAGCCAUGUGAAUCAGUAAAUGUCCCAGCCAACUUUGGGAGAAAUAUUUCAUCCCAGCCACUUGGCAUUUAUUGGCUGUGAAGAGUUUCUCUAAACAGAUGGAAUGAAAUGUCAUAAAACGUUCAUAUGACAGAUUUUAGGAGCUGAUAAUUUAACAGCUAAGAAGACAGUAAACAGAUACACCAAAGACUGAACAUUUAUCUCUGCUGUGUUUUGAUGGUUUCCAGACAGCCUGUGCUAUUUUGCUCAGAACAGAGCAGAUAGGUUCUCUGAUCCUGCUGUUAGUUCACUCUUUUUCACCUACUUUGAUAAAGCCCAGGCAAGAUUUGUCAUACUUGAAAUGCAGCUAAAGCAAAUUUACAUCUUUGUUAUUUACUCUGUCUAAAGUUCUUCAUAAACUCAGCUCAGAUAGAGUUAAAUUGGCUGACCAUUAGCGUAAAAUAUAAUGCCUUACUCUCAUGCUUGAUGAUAUGUAGUUGUGCUGAUUGACAGUGGGAUAUCACACCGAGAGGCCGAUGGAAAACUGGAAGCUAACAAGCUUGCAUCAGCCAACUAGUCUGGAUCCCCAAUCAGAAUUUCAGUGCAUAAAGCUUGUCCAGGGAGGUUUGCAUUAUUUAGUCUGGCUGUUUGGGAACUGUCUGACACUCUGUUUUAAACUAGUGUGAAAAACAAGUGCAGUGCCAAAUAUUAAAGCAUACAGUCUGCUUGUUUUUGUUGGAAGACUAAUCUACUUAGUUUUAGACACAGAUUUGUACAGGGACAAAUAAACCCUCCUGGGACUUCAACAGACAUAAAAGCUCAGGUGUAUACAUUAUCACAAACAAAUCCUCAUUCUCUCCUAGCUCAGAGUUCCUGUUUGUCCCCAAGGUUUGGCUUGGAAUAAUGUCAUAAAUUCAUCUCCAGUCCAGACAUCCGACUGUAUCUCCCAUCAGCGACAGAUUUAUCUUGGCCAGAGCGCAGAGUAUUUUGUCCAGAACACUCAAAACAUUCUUCCUCUGAAGUGUUUACAGACCAGUAUUUUUCAGGUGGAAUUCUUUCCAUCAAGUUAUUCAUAUCAAUUUAUGGCACACAUGGAGAGUUGUAAAAACUCUUUAUCCCUUUCUUGAGACCGUUCAAAUAUCUUCCCACUCAGUGCAUAGCUACUCAAGGUUGUUUGAAACCAUAGCAAGACAGAUGUACAAAUAUACGAAGAGGAUAAACAGGACACUUGGCUUUUAUAUCGAACAACCGAGCAAGGCUCAUUUUUAAGUGGCUGAUUUUGUUUCAUCGUCUUCCAAACUUGGGAUAUCCUUUUAUGAUAAUGAAGAUAAUACUUGCUUUUGUUCAAAUAGACCCAGGUAGGAGGAAAGAAAACCACUGUCCUUCUUCCUAAACUGACCCCUGACACUGAGUACGACAUCACUGUGGUGGCGGUUUAUGCCAGAGGAGUCAGCAUGGAGCUGAAUGGUGCUGGAAAGACCAGUAAGUGUGCUCACUUUUGUUGCUUCUGAAUGGCAAGUUAUACCUUUUUAGGAAAUGUGCAGCAUUCCCUAAUGUGCUAUUAUCAUAUCUCAGAGCCUUUGGGUGGCGUUAGAAACCUGCGUGUCACUGAUCCCACUACCAGCACCCUGAAUGUUCAGUGGGAACCUGCUGAAGGAAAUGUGCGUCAGUACAGGAUCUUCUAUGUCCCUGCAGCCGGAGGAGAAGAAGAGAUGGUAAGCUAGCAAACAGAGCCUUAGGGCAUGUUAAUAUCUUCAAUUUUAUCCUAGUAAUUUGCCUAAUUUUCAGCUGCCAGAGCACCAACUUAAGCAUGUUUUGUUUUACUCUAUCAAGGUUCAGGUGUCAGGCAGCACCUACAACACUGUGCUGAAGAACCUGCAGUCUGAUACUGUCUACACUGUAACCGUGGUUCCUGUCUACGCUGCAGGAGAGGGUCAACGCAUGUCUGAGAACGGCAAAACAUGUAAGCACUGCAUGCAUGUAAUAUCUGGAUAAAGUCUCAUGUUGUAAUGGUGAAUCAUACAGGGAUGUUAGGGGGGGAAACUAGCAUGUUUGAAAGACUGCUUUAAAUGUUUAGAAGAGCUCAUGCAAACUGAGAAAAGGAACUCAAAGAAUGACAUACUGUAUGACGACUAGGGGAUUUUUUUCCUACUUAGAGUCAAUUCAUGCCUGUCCAGAGUGAACUUAUUGGCCUUCGUUAUUGGCUUGUGGUUUCUGUCUGUCAGGAGUCUUCAGUGAAGCGGUCAUUUAUGACUGAUUUGUUUCAAAAUAACUUCCAAACUCUUUCAAAACCUGCACGUUAAUCCUAAAUGAUCAAAUGUCGUGGGCUUCUCAAAAGUUAAAUAAAUGAAGAUUAGGCAGCAUGUUCUUUUGGCAAAUGGACAUUUCACCUAUGCCAUACAUGUUACAAAUGUUACUUAAAAUGUAACCAAAAAUCAUAGUUUUAAACUCUGUCGGCUCAGUUUGAAAAGACUUUCCAGUUUCUCCCACAAUUUCAAACCACCAAUCUGGGCUGGGAAUGAGUCAGCGUUUUGUGGAGCGAUUGCGUAGGAAGGAAUUCCUCAGGGUUGGCAGAAUCAUAAUGGUGUCUCCUCUUCCUUUACUGUAAUAUUGUCCAUUUAUAGUUUGGAAUGAAGGGUAGUGGUCAGGAUAAUGCUGGGUUUGGGGAAUGGGGGGAGGGGGGUUAUUGAGUAAUUGGCUCUCCUUUGGGAAAAAGAAACACAAGGGGGUUAGAAAUGAAUGGAGAGCAUUAUACAUUUUAUGGCUCUCAACUCACUUGGCUAAGGUCACGCUCCAUUCCCACCGCUGUUACCCCUAUUUUCCUUUUUGUAGCAGUGGACACUCAUGUUCUGUGGCUUGUUCUUAGACAUGUUAACCAAACUUUGUACAGUAUGUACAGUAAUCCAGCUACCAAACCCUUUACUGCCUACUUACUAGCAUGGCUGCCUCUGUGGAUGGUGUCAUCUCCGGUCAAACUGAAGUCGCUCAUUCAUUCCCUACGGUUCAUCCAAUUUAAGGAAGAACAGCGCCUGCUUAUUUUUCUAACCACGGACUGUUAAUUGUGCCUUAAAAUUCAAACAGCUUUUUCGGCAAAAAGGCUUUGGUGUGUGAAACUUUAAAGUACGGAAGCUCUCUUAGUGUGUUUAGCCCAGUGUGUUUUUCCCUUGCAUUUAUUGGGUUAUUAAGAGGAGCAGCACAAAGCAUCUAAACAUCUGCUUUGGUUUUUUAAGAAGGCGAGUUUCACACAAGUGCUACACAUACGCCUUGUAUAUCCUUUUCAUUAACCUUUAGGGCACUGACAGGAAGUGUCCUGGUGAUAGCAGUAUUGUUAAAUACUGUCUUAAACGUGUCUGUGUUGGUUGCUAGGCAGCAUUGUUCCCAUUUUAUUGAAAUGUUCUCAUGUGGGCUCUGAGCUCUUCUUCCCUUAAAGCUGGUCUGGAUUGUGUUAUGUUAAAUGAGACAAAAGGAAGAUGGUAACACCACAAGUGAGGAGAUUUUAAAAUGCAUCAUUUAAACACUUGCAAACAACCUCCAUAAAACUAGAGCGGGUAAAACUUGAAACUACUGAAACCCAAAUACCAGCAGAAACAAACUACAUGUGUUUGUGGAGAGCUCUUACAGUUGUUGUUGAGUAAUUGAUGGUGUUAACCUCUAAUUUCUUGACCUCUGUCCAUUCCCCAUUUACCUGUCAGUACCUGCACUCAACAAUCUCUUUGUUUUUGUCUCCUCUGCUUUUUCUCAUCCUCUUUCUCCAUCUGUUUUCCUUUUCUGUGCAAAAUGCCCAAAUGACUGGACUUUGACCUCACUCUGUCAACGCUCUGUACUCUGCGCAAUCUCCCCCUCAUCACUCUUUCUGAUUUAACCUACCAUGACCCUCACUCUAACCUUUUACUUUCUUACCUUUGUCUCUACCUAUCAUCACACUCUCACCAACCAACAUUCCUGGCUCGGCAGUGGAGCGUCGCCCUGUUAGGAACAUCCAGGUAUUUAACCCUACGACCAACUCUCUGAACGUUCGCUGGGAGGCUGCCACAGGCCCAGUGCAGCAGUACCGGGUGGUCUAUGCUCCUCUGACUGGCGCCAGGCCUUCUGAGUCGGUGAGUUUCCAUUUACUGUGUGGGAAGUGUAGUAUAGCACAUAUGGAUUGAAAAAAAAUAUUUAUUUAAGAGCACAACAGCGCCAAAGUUCCUCUGAAUUGGUCGAACAUUGCUAAUCAGUAGCAGUCUUAACAGCCUCAUCCUUAAGUUGAAAAGAAAACAUUGGUCUGUUCACCAAAUGGUCCAUGUGAAUGUUUUUUAAUGCAUGCAUGUGUGCAGUUACUGACAGCUUUAUUCUUCUCAUUCACAUACUGUGAAAGGUUUAAAACCACAACUGUGUUCAUUAAAGCCGAAAUUCUUCUAGAGAAACUUCUGCUCUUUGCACAAGAUGUAGCAUCUGGCACCAGUUUGCCCAUGGCAUCACGUGCAAAAGAUUUCUAGAUGGUUUAAAGAAUCCACAAUCAACUUUUGAAGUGUCACUAGACAUCUCACCAUGAGCUUUCCCCAGCAUCUGCCUUAAAGACGGUACCAUUAGUGUUUGAUUUCUUCUCUGGGACACUAAAAACAUGGGCUUCAAAGGGUAUGCACAUGCUAGUUUAUGAUUGAGAGGUGCGCUGUGACUUUAUCCCAGAUUUUUAACACAUUUAUGGCGGGCUCAGGAUAUCUUUCCAUGGCUAGGUCCAAUGUUCAGCUUCAGUGGCAAUGUGGUCUUUUUCAGCCAGAACCAUCAAAUUUAACACCAGCUGGAGAUUUGUAGCACAAAUUACCAGCUUUACUGGUGUCACCUGCAAUAUUAUUUUUAUCGUCAGACUCUCAAACACUAAAGCCCAUGUUUUAGGGACAAGAUGGGAACAAAAGAAAACACAGAACAAGUAUCUGCCUGGACAUUGUUGUUGCAUUUUCACCUGUCAAGAAUAGACAGUAAACAGACACUACAAACCCAUUUGCCGGGGUGACAUUUGCUUACUUCACUCACUCUCUUAAAGAGGUUAUCACCAGGCCAGAGCCCUCCAGGAGCAAUUACCUUACUCCCUUCUAAAUAACCAUUACAGAAAAAGAGAGUAAGGCGGAGGCUGGCCUCUAUGUAAUCAGCUGCUGUCAUUGUCAGACAGACUUAAACUAUGUAGCUGGCUGUCAAACUUCAAAGGGUUACCAGGCUCUCCCUUUCACUUACUGCUGACAGUCAGGGGCUGUUCAGUCAGGAGAAGGUGUCAGAGGCAGUGUACAACACAAGCAGCUGUUGGAGGAGAGGAGAAGGUUUGUUUGUGUAUGCUUUAAAUCUUCUCCCCUUUACUGCUGCCAAGAUUUUUGGAGAAAAUAAACAGAUUUGCUAUUAUUUGGGAUGCACCCAUGUGUGUCUGGCAGCCAAACCUUGCCCUGUUGAUGGAUGUAGGGUUACUGGCAAAUACUUUGGCUUUCACUAGCUGCAACAACCAAUAAAUGAUGACAAGCCAGUAGGCUUCAUGUUUCAGAUAAUAGUAAGGUAAAAAAAAAAAAAAGAAAAAGAAAAGAAAAGUCUUCUGAAGACAGCCUGGUAGCUUAUUGGCAGGUCUGUUUAAUGUUUGUGACCUUUCAAAAGUUAUAAUUUAAACUACAGAGUAAUUUUUUUCUAUUUUUUUUCUGCAUUUAAUUCAUUUUAAAGAUAGCAAUCUAUAAGUUUUCAAAAAUACAGUUUUAAAAUGGGUUGUGUAAUUACUAAACAUCCCUAUAACUGACUUUGCAGUUAUGACGUAGACUAGAGUUUGUCAAAAUAGUUAUUCAGAAAAACACUCUCUUGUUAAAUAAAAGAAAGUGAAAUUAAGGAUUAAAGCUUUUAGUAUAUUUAAUUGAAUGUGUGUUCAUUCCAAGACAUAGUUAAGAAGGCCUGUUAAGAUCUGUUAUGUAACAAUGACUUGGAAUGUAAUUUAAAAAAAUGUAAUAAAACCCAAAAUGUAACAACUGUUUGAUACUGUAACAAGGCGCUAAGCCCAAAAGGUAGCAAAUUAUUACAUUUUGGGUCAAUUAUCACAAUUUGGGUUUUAUUACAUUUGGUUUAUUUCAUUUUGGGUUUAACACUUUUGUUUCAUAUUGACAAAUUAUCACAUUUGGGGCUUUAUUACAUUUUAUUAAUAAUAUUUCAGGUCAUUCUUACAUAUUGGGCUCUAACAAGGCCUUAACAAACUUAAGCAAUGAUCGCUUCUGUUUUAACAUUAAGAUUAACCACCAUCUGUGACCCAGAUGGGUAGAUCAAUGACAACAAACAAAAUAAGCAAAAACAACAUACUUCAUUAAACAUAUGCAUAUAUCCACAUCUAGGAUUGGUUUAGUUGUCAUUUUUAACAUUUAAAUCAGUAUAGGCCCCACUUUUCUCGUCAGUGCUCUUACGAUAAGUGACUAUCAUAGAUCUUAUUUUUGCACACAGUUCAGCAAAACUCUCAUAGAAAGUGACUCAUAAUAUUUUCUGUAUAUCUUUUCAGGUUUUGGUUCCAGGAACCACCACCACAGCUCUUCUGCAGCAGCUUCUCCCAGACACUGCUUACAAUGUUGGAGUUGUCGCUCUGUACAGUGAUGGAGAAGGACCCACUAUCAGUGAUGAUGGAAAGACAUGUAAGUACCAGUGUGUUAAAGGCAAUUGUUGAAAAGUAGUGUUUCUUGCUAUGUGCAGAUUUGAUAAAGCUAUUUACUCAUCUCACUGAAAGGUAACACCAGUGAGAUGAAGAUAUGUUUUGAUAUGAUAUUUUUAAUGAAUUCAACGUCUUCUCUGCUCAGUGCCCCGCAGUGGCCCAAGAAACAUGCGAGUAUAUGACCCGACCACCACCACACUCUCUGUGAGCUGGGAACAUGCUGAAGGUCCAGUCGUGCAGUACAAGAUCACCUACGCCCAGACCACAGGAGACCCUAUUGAGGAAUCUGUAAGUGUUAUUGCAACUCCACACCUUUCAGUUGUUUUAGAUAAUUAGAUCAGACAAAUGCAUCUUUUAAUUCAUGUAAUUUUUUUAUUAAUCCUCUCCUUCAUGUGGUGAAUUUAUAUCUUAUAGACUACAGUUCCUGGAAACAGAAACAACAUUGUCCUGCAAAACCUGGAUCCAGACACUCCCUAUAAUAUCAAAGUGACUGCCAUCUACGCUGAUGGACCAGGAGGAGAGCUAGAGGGAGAUGGACGCACAGGUAUAACUUAAACCUCUGGAAUCUGAGUGUGACUUUCUAUUGCUUUAAUCAACUGAGAGGAUGAAACUAAACUUUCUGACGGACAGGUUCAAAGAAAGUACUGCAGCACUGCAAGCUUAAAGGAAUGAAAUUCAUAGCAGGCAAAUUAAACAGACUAAUGCAUUGAUUAAGAUCCUCAAUCAAUGUAGGAAAUGAGUGAAAUUCUUGACUUUUGGACAAGGCCAAAAGAACCACGAGUCUCUGCCAAAGAAUUAUGAACUGGCUGUCCUCCAGAGAGGGAAAUCUCAUGCCUGCAGUUCUGGCUCCUGUCUUGCCUAAAUUAGUUUCUCAAACAAAAGAAACCUAUUUCAUAUUGCACUCCUUGAGGCACCUUAUUAUUUUUUUUCCAUUUUUCUCUGAUGUGGUAAAAUUGAUCAUCCUGAUGAAGACAUGUGAGAUAUAUUCAUCUUGAUCCAAACGCUGAAAAAAUGCCAUAAUAGAAUAAUUACCCUGCCUACAGACACUGAAUUCACUGGAAUUCAUUCCCGAUGCAAUGAAGCACUAAAUGCGUUGACUGUGCUGUCUUGUCUUGUCUCACACAGUGGGUAUGCUUGGCCCAAGGAACCUUCGCGUGUCUGACGAAUGGUACACACGCUUCAGGGUGUCCUGGGAUCCCGCUCCAUCCAGAGUUAAUGGAUACAAGCUCAUUUACAAGCCUGAAGGUAUGAAUGUCUUCAAUGUAACAGUCAAGCUAUUAAAAAAGAUCUGUAAUUAAAACUCAUCCUUUUCCAAAAUGCGAGUUUUUUUUUUUUAAUUGAUUUUUCCUUUCAGGAACUGAUGAGUCUAUGGAGGUGAGUGUUGGAGAUGUUACCUCCCACCAGCUGCACAACCUGAAACCUGGAACCACUUAUGACCUGCAGGUGCUCGCACAGUACAGUACAGGCCUCAGUGCACCUCUGAUUGGACAAGGCACUACAUGUACGUUGAUUGUGCUUUUAUUUCAUUUUAUGUUUUUGAUUGAAAGGUUUAUCUGCAGAAAAUAAAAUGGAUGCUUGAUGUUGUUACAAAAGGAGAGUAUAUACUGAGUCCAAUGCUUCCUUCCCUUUAGUGUACCUGAAUGUGACAGACCUGAACACCUACAAUGUUGGCUAUGACUCCUUCUGCCUCAGAUGGUCCCCCCAUAGAGCUGCCACUUCCUACAGACUUAAAGUCAAUCCUUUUGACAGUAAGUUCUUGCAUCAAUGAGACCAUACACAUGAUAAAGUUUUUUCAGCUCAGAUCUGUCUAAUCUGGUUUGUCUUUUUCUACUUUCUGCCCCUCAAGCCUCUAAGAGUGGAGCUCAGGAGAUCACUGUCAGGGGAUCAGAAAGCAGUCACUGCUUCGAUGGGUUGACUCCUGACACUCUCUACAAUGCCACAGUUUUUGCUCAAACCCCCAAUCUGGAGGGACCUGGAGUCAGUGUGAAGGAGAGGACAUGUAAGAUAUCAGACAUUUGCCAGAUACAUGAGAGAACAGCAGUUUCACACACUUUAGCAUAUUAGUUGAAGCUACUUGACCCUACAGAUGUUUUCUUGCAUUGGUUUAUCUGUUUCAACUUCUGUUUUCUCUCUUUUUAGUGGUCAAACCCACAGAGGUACCAACUGAGCCACCCACCCCACCUGCCCCUGCAACAGUCCCUCCAGCACUGGAUGGUGAGGAGAGCUUUAGCAUUUUCAUUUAGUGCAGAACAAAAAUAAGUCUUCUGUCCUAGCUAGGGCCAGGUAAUUUAAUAACAUCUUGUUCCUGAACUGCAGUGUGCAAAGGUGCCAAGGCAGACUUGGUCUUCCUCAUUGAUGGGUCCUGGAGUAUUGGAGAUGAGAGCUUCCACAAGGUGAUCCAGUUUGUCAAGAGCAUGACAGGAGCCUUCGAUGUCAUCAGUCCUAAAGGCAUGCAGGUCAGUGUGGUGCUCUUCUAAAUAUUUAUUCCUCCAUACGGCCCUCAGUGCACCCCUUGAUGUUUUAUGAUUUCUCUGUGUUCUUAAACAUGACAUCUUAUUUAUCAUCUGUUUCCAGGUUUCAUUUGUCCAGUACAGUGAUGAUGCGAAGACUGAGUUCAAGCUGAACACCUAUCAUGAUAAGGGCAUAGUCAUAUCAGCUCUGCAGGGUGUGCGCUACAGAGGAGGCAACACAAAGACAGGUACACCACCACUGAGAGCCAUCUAAGUGGCAUUUUCGUUGUCUUUUCUUUGAGAGGAUGAAUUUUUUGAUGCCCAAUGACAUUCAUCGUUAUUGUUUUCUGUCCUAGGUGUUGCUCUGAAGCAUGUCUAUGAGAAGGUUUUCACUUCAGAUAGCGGCAUGAGGAGGAACGUCCCCAAGGUGCUGGUGGUGGUCACAGAUGGACGGUCUCAGGAUGAUGUCAAGAAGAGUGCAGAGAGGCUGCAGCAUGCUGGUAUGUGUGAAAUUAUAAAUCAUUUCCAUGUGUGUUAUGGUCUGUAUUCUGUGCACAGUGAAUACUUUGUGUAACAGAGCUGUUUCGGAUUAUCUGAAUUCCCAUUUUGCUCCCAAACUUCAAUUUACCUCAUCGGAGUUUGUGGCUGAUUUUAUAAACUCUUAAAUAAUCCAAAUGGCGAUGAAAGUGCCUGUGGUUAUUGGAAAUCUAACAAUGGUCUUUGUUUUUUAUGUGUGUGUGUUUUUUUCCUACAGGCUACAGUGUGUUUGUGGUUGGAGUGGCCGAUGUGGACAUGAAAGAGUUGAGACUUAUCGGCAGCAAGCCCAGCGAGAGACAUGUGUUUGUUGUAGACGACUAUGAUGCGUUUGACAAGAUCCAGGACAACCUGAUCACCUUUAUCUGCGAAACAGCCACUUCCAGUAAGACAGACAUUGAUACACCAUGAAAACAUUAUUGGAUGUUGCUCAUGGCCUUAGAUUUUAAAUAACCCACUACUAAGGGAUGUGCAAAUGGAUUUAUCACUUUCCUGAAGCUAUUGUCCUAACUCUUUUUUUGUGUUUGUUGCAGCUUGUCCUUUGAUCUACAUCAAUGGGUUCACAACUCCUGGUAGGUGUGCACUCUCACCUUAGACAUGACGUGAUCCUUAGAGUCCAACUCCAAUCGUUUAAAAAAAAAAUACUUAUCAGUGGUCUUUAAAUUGUGAUUAUGAAGUUUUUAGCCAAAAUCACGUUACUUGUGUCAUUUAUAAGGGCUUUUCGUGUUAGCAGAGCUCUAGAAGAUCAUUAGCAAUUCACCUCUGAGCCGUGGACAGAGACAGCACUGCUCUGCACACUUGUCUUCGCGUUAGCUUGCAGCCUAACAUUGCCGGUGUAGUCGAAGUAGCAGGUUACAUAGGACCUACUCAACUCAUGGACACUAAUGUCUUUGAGGACAUGAUGAAAGUUACUAUCAUACUUAGCUUAGUUAUGAGUGUUGCAAACCACUAACCCACACACUUGUUCCACGAUCACCCUCUCUAGUUUUCCAAGUCUGGCUUGCAUAGUGGGGCUUCGGGGGCGGAGCUUGGAUUUGUGACAUAGGAAAUCUGAUAUCUAAUAUCUGAACCUGCCAGAGAUUCACAGCGAUUUGAAUGCAGAAAUACUCAGGAAUGCAAUUUCACACUUAGUUUUCUCAUGAGGAGCACCAGAAAAAUGCUGUAUGAACAUGUAGACAAUAAGAAAAACAUGAUUUCCAUCGGAGUGAGUCUUUAAAGAGCUUGUUGGAAUCACUAAAAUUUCUUUCAAAUACUCAUUUUGUCUUUUCAUUUUUUUACCCAUACAGGCUUCAGGAUGCUGGAGGCUUUCAACAUCACCGACCGAACAUUUGCUGGCAUGAAUGGUGUUUCCAUGGAGCCUGGCUCUUUUAACAGCUACAUUGCCUACAGGCUACACAAAGACUCCUUCCUAAACCAGCCCACCAAGUAAGAUCUGAGACUGAAAAUAUUUGUGUGUCAAACAGAGGAAGCUUGAUUCAGUAUGCAUUUCCCCAGCCUGUUGUCCUUAUCUGCAGCCCACAGUCAUUACUUAUAAUGAUGUUCAAUAGCCCCUGCAGUCAAAGGGGUUUCCCUAGUGCCUACUCCUCGUUGCAGCUUGUUGAAUAUGAGCUGCUAGGAGGAACCAAAUUAAUUGGUGGAGGAAUUAAAAGCUCCUGGACCAAGCCCUCCUCCCACCUGUUUCAUAAUGAGAUAAUAACCACAGAAUUAACCUCUGGGUCAAGAGCUCUACAUUUACACUGGGCCUCAUAUAAGUGGCCUGUUGAGGCAACUGCAGAGUUUCUCUAUCUCUCCAGUAUGCUCUUUAUUAUGUUUAAAAUGAUGCAUGUUUUGCCUGAGUAGACACAGCCACUGGCUUAAAAAGCACAAUUGUACGCACUUUGAACUGCAGCAAAGAAGGGGGGAUGGAAAAUAGUUCCAAUGUGUAGGUAAUUUCUGCAAGGCCAGAGAAAAACUUUCAAUGAUUUACAGGCCCUGAGGCCGAUGUGACAAACCGAAUGCAAUAGUAGAUGUUUAGAUUUUUUUUUCAAAGCUGUGAUUUUCUGGUUGCCAGAGGAUCGAGUGGUCAGUUCUGCUCCAUCAUUCAUCCAGUGUAUAUUUUUUCACACAACAGGGAGAUCCACCCGGAUGGUCUUCCCCCAUCCUACACCAUCAUCCUGCUCUUCCGCCUGUUGCCCGACACACCCUCUGAGCCUUUUGAUAUUUGGCAGAUUUCCGACAAAAACAACAACCCAGAGGUCGGGCUCACCGUCAACCGUAAGCCUCCCAUCCUGUUUUGGCCCCCAGCUGGAGGGGGGACUCUGCUGUAGCUGACCCAACAAAUACACAGCUGUGGUCUCUCUUUUUUUAACCAUUUCAGCUCCUUUAUUAGCUCUUGGUUAAUUUACAGAACUUAGAUAUCACAGAUGUGAUAAGCAUGAAAUAAAAAGUAAUUUAAGAACAGAGAUAAGAAUACCACAUCAAAUUCAUUGAUCUUAAUCAUACCCUGAUUUUGUAUAAGGGUUAAUUUCUUCAGUCCUUACACAUGUGGUGAAUGCAUGCCAAUAAUUACAAGCAUAGGCCUAAUCCCUUCAAGUCCUCUCUGUAUCCCUCUCCUCUCCCUAUAACCAUGUGUUCUCUAUCGUCCCGUCUGAGCUUUGCGUGCCACCCCAUUGAAACACGCUGUCAGGGAUUUAUCAAAGACUCCUCUCUUUUCAGCUUCAAGCAAAACAAUCACAUUUUACAACAAGGACACCCGAGGAGAGAUCCAGAAAGCCAUGUUUAAUGAGGAACAAGUGAAGCGGGUUUUCCAUGGCAGCUUCCACAAGGUAAACUCAGCGCAUGAUUCUUCACCACAUAGUGAUGUUAUUAAAGUUGGGCCUUCACAGGACAGACUGUGUGUCCUUUGUGGUUAUAUGUUGAUUUUCAUUUUGAGAUCUCGAGACAGUCAGAAAAUUGUUUUCAUUCUUUUCACAUACUUUCACAGAUAUUAUUUUUUAAACCCUUUCAUAUGUCUCUAGUUUUUACGCUCCAUUGAAGAAGGCUGAGUUACAUUUUAUAAGAACUAACAUCCAAAGAAAAGAAGCUGUUUCACAUCAACUGUCAAAAGUUCCCUGCUAACCAUCUGAGAGUGUCAGGCCUGCUGUCAAAGUGAUCUUUGAACUUUACAGUACACUGUUAUUUUUAACCAUGGGUAUUGAAUCUGAAUAAUGGGUGAGGGAGGCCACAGAUAUGUUUAAAGAGAGGUGGGAGAGAAAUUCUUACAUCUUAUUGACUCUAAAAAAGGUGCGAACUAUUUUGGUUAGCUCUUAAUGUCUGACAACAUUGAGGACAGAAUCUCUCCUGAUAGUUUUUCAGUAAAUUUUCAGACUUUGGCAUUUCAUUUAGGGAGAGAACGCAUCUUUACUUCAUUGAAAAAUAGAACAAUGGAAAUUUAUGCAACAUAAGUGCAAUUUCUCAUUCGUGUCAAAGCCUACAUUUCCUAUCAUGCAAUCUUUUAUCUGAAUCCCCUGCCUUGGACAGCACAUGAGUAUCAAUAUUGUCAAGUAUCAGUACAAACAAAUUUAAACCACAUUACAGAUAGAUGCAGUCUAAACCCCAGUGUGAUAUAUAACCCUGAAGUUAAUGUAAUGUCAUCAGGGUUUUGUUCAAAUUCACAGAGGACCUAAAACACAGUUUUGACAAACUCCACCUCACAACUUAGAAACAAAACGUUUGGCGUAAAAUUGUUGCAGUGUCCCAUCAAACAUUAGUCAGGUAACACAGAACAUUUGCUGGUUACAAGUGCAUUUUUGCCAAACUUCAAAAGCACAUACCACUGGCUGAAAAAUAUUUAGAUUAUAAACCAUGGAUAAAAAAGUUAAAUCCAGAUGUUUCCAGCAUUCAUACUAUUAACUCUGAAAUGACUUUGAAAUUACCAUCAGGGCUGCCUUUCAGUCACAGGAGAUGGGUCUCCUCUUGGUUAAUGCUUUAAAAAUCAUUACCUCAAAUCUUCUUGUAACAAUCUUUCAACAGUUUUCUUCCAUUUAAUAACAGUUACCGCCCAUAAUAAUGUUGUUGUUGCAAACUCUGUACUUUUUUUUACAGUGGUGAAACUCUAACAAUACUCCCACAUGCUGAGCUUGUAACUGUGACAAAAAGCAUUGGUGGAUUAUGAAGUCUCUUGUGGCCCCAGCAAGAGGUGAAAAGAGACAUUAAAUGCAUUUAAGUCCAAUUCAAAACAGCAGCGAAUGAAAACAUCCUCUGUUAUGUUCCACCACAGUGGGGUGUAAAGAACAGAACAAUAGAAGACAGUAUAUUUUCAUACUGAGCUGGAAUGACUUAAAAUGCUAGAUUUCUUGCUGGUGGAAAAACGACUGGUUCCAAUGUACUCAAAGCCACGUCCAAAUGUAUUGACUUUGUUCCCAAGGACAGCCUUGUUUUUUUUGGAGGAAAACAGUUUCUUCUUUCCUUAAUUGUAAGGAAAAUGAAUGAACCAGGGCCUCAGCCAAUAUUAAAGAUCGCUCUUCUUCCCUCAUAUGACAGAUUGUAGUUUUUUACUGAGGAGCGGAUGAAAGGGGAAUAUUUGUCAUUUACUGUAUGUCAGAGCAUACAGUAAAUGACGUUUCAGUUUGACCAUCUAGCAUCCAUAUAACAAAUUGCAGUGCAGCUUCAUGAAUGAACAGAACCCUGGAAAAUGUCAGGUCAUGACUGGAUGUCAAUGACAUCACUGCUUGGUCUAGUUGGACGGCAGCCUGAUCAGUGUGUGUUAAAAAGAGUGUGUCCUCCUGGUUCGUGGCAGCAGUGGAGCCUGCAGUCUUGACUGUGCAGUGGGUGGCUAGUUUGUGGUGCAGCAGUUGUUCUUCCAUGAGCGUGUGAUUCUGCAGCGGUUUACCUAGCUACUUAUUUACUGGUCUGCUGAGUAAGUACCGCUGCCACCGCUGCUGCUGGUGUGUGUUUACAUGCUGUAAGUGGUUUGCCAACACUUGUCCAUAGCGAUUAUGAAGUGACCUCAGCGCUUUUUGUGUGUGUGUAUAAUUUUGCCCAAAGUGACCAUUAUGACUGUCACAAACGGCAGUCAGAUGUACUGUCCAUGUGAGAAGAAAACAGAUGAAAAAAACACCAUUGUAAACAGAUUUUUAAGUUUUAGAUCAGGGAAUUGAAGCUUCAAAAAAGUGUCAUUUUCAUUAUCCCAUAUUCAUCCACUUCAUGCUUCAUUAGCUGGUACUUCUUUGUUCCAUAAAAUGUAUGUAAAAAGCAAAAUACAUGCUUCCCUAAAUCACUGAUAGCCUCUUUAAAUGUCUAAUUUUGUUUGACCAACAGUCAACAGCCAAACUUGUUUUUAUUUUCAUAGAAUACCAAGAAGAAGCAGUAAAUGGUCACAGUUAAAAUUAUAUAAAAAGUAAAAUAAAUACUUUUAAUGUAAGCUUACUUUCUGCUGAAACCUUUUGAUUCAUUUAGUGUUACAGCUCUAACACCAGCACGCCAAGAGAAUGAUAAAUCAGUGCAGUUGUGUUUGAAACUGCUGUUUGAUAUCUGUGGACACAGAUUUUUCCCUUUUACUGCCCAGUCAAAUACUUUGGAUUUGUCUCAAAAGUAUUUCAAACCUGCACCUGAUCACUUGGUGUUUUCUUAUUUGAACUGAGAGCUUGUUGAUUUCAGCUCCUCAGGCUGGUUAAAGAAGAGUCACCUAGGCUGAAGGGGUCGUGUUCUCCUGCUAGCUGAACAUGUGGGAAAGCUCUCAGAGAUGGCUUUAGCAGAUGCAAGCCACUCACUAGCCCACAGGGGAAUCCCCUCCCACACUCAAGGGGUGGGAGUCCACAGUGGGAACCUUCCUGUUAACUGAAGUGAGCAAGACAUUUCCCAUGAAUUGCAGUGACUACUCAUAAACUGGCAAAGUUUGAACAUGCAAUUUGAUGUAGUCACCCAACACUGUACUGACUGCUUCACUUCUAAUUUAGAAAAACACCAAAAUCAGCGACUUGGUCUGCUAUGAGCUUUCUUUUCAGGGUUUUUGUUUUAAGGGUAGUGCCAACAUAUGCAUACAGCAGUCAAGGCGAGGAAAGAGACAUUUGCCAAAAUAUGCUCCGCAAGCACUUUUGGUGAGACAACCUUCUAGACAUGAAUCUGCUGCUCAAGGUGACCUGUACAAGUAAACAUACCAACACUAAAAACACACACGAACCAGCGGAAAUUGUCUAUUAAAUUUUCCUCCUAAAGACAUUUCUCUUUCUGUUUCCAAGUGCCAGAUCAGACAUGGAGGCAUCCCAUAGUAAAGAGUGUAAUGAUUAUGAUCUGCCCAGUAUUGUUUUCCAUGCACUGAAACAUCAAUUUGAAACGAGAAGAGAUACUGAUUAUGAAUCUCUCUUUACUUAUAAUUAAAGGUAACUUUCUCUCUUGGAUGUGGUGUAUAGAAAAGCUCAAGUGCAUGCAUCUCAAGAUUUGAAACUAAGAAAAGUCAGACAAGCCAAGAGCAAUGAAGCCUAGUCUGAUAAAAAUCAUGAAUGUCAAGCUUAUUGUAACAGAGACAUUCUCAGCCUGAACACGUACCAAAUGCACUCUGACUGCGUGUUGACACAAAGUGAAUCACACAGUAAAUCCUUCUGUCUUAACAAACAGUGAACAGAAAUUGUUCAUCUGUCGGCGCUCUGCGGCAGAACAACCCGAUCACCUCUGAAAGACUAGUGGUCACUUAAAAGCUAGUUCAUCUGAGGCCUUAUUUUCCACUAACUACUAACUACUUUUGUGUGUUUACUUAUUGGUCAGUGAGGUAAUAUAAACAUGCUCAGUAUUUGCCAUCCCAAUAUAUCAUCUAAAGCUGUUUCGGUAAGCCCUUAUGAGCAUCAUGGUGUAAUGUAACCAUGCCAGAAUCCUGGGAUAAACGAUACCUCUUUCUCUUUGUGGUCACUAGAUGCUUUUUUCUUAUGCCAAGUAAGUGAACUGUAAUUUUGUGAUUGGUUGCCAAGACCUGUGGCCUAGUCUGUGGUUGGUAUGGCUUUGUAGAAAGAAAUGGUAGCUUGCUUUUCCUGACAUAAAGAAAGCCUGUCUGACUGUUGAGGAGGGGGAAAAUUUGCAACUAUGAAGGAAAAGUAUGGAAAAUGUAGCACUUUUGAUGGCGCACCACAAAUGAUAUUGUUUAAAGAUGUGGAGUUUGAUCUCUGGACAGGAAACUCCGACAGCUCUCACUUUGUCUUCCUGCGUCGUUGUACAAUCAAGACUUCAGCUUUAAGACUGUAUAUUUGCUUUUCUUGUGGUUCAUUCAUCUUCAGAGGAUUCAAACAGCAGCCCCGUGCCAAAUCAGUAACCACGCUGGAGUAAUAUCAUAAUCUAUAAUUAAAGUGGCUCAGCAGAGACUAAACAAUUCCCCGAAUCCAGCAGUUACAUGAAACACAGUAUCAACAUCUUUAUUGACUUCAGACAACAUGGCUUAAAGCGGUUCACAGAGGUUAUUUCUCGCCUUAUGGUUGCACUUUCUUAAAUAACUUCCUACCCUGCUUUAAAUGAGCAAUCAUGCCAGGUCCAAAUGGAAAUCUAUGCCAAACACAGCUCUUCUAAAGCUCCAGACCUCUUAGUACUCCUCGCCAAAUGUUUGUGUUGCAACAAAGUUUGCAGAUGUGAAGCAUUAGGAAGACAAGAAUGGUUUGUUAAUAAUGCUCCCUCUUCAUCCUCUCCUUCCUGCAGCUCCACAUCACCAUCUCUCCAGAAAAAGUCAAAAUGAAUGUGGACUGCCAAGAGGUGGCAGAGAAGCCCAUCAAGGAGGCCAAUAACAUCACACUGGACGGCUAUGAAGUGCUUGGCAAGAUGGUCAAGUCUGGAGGCGGAAAGAAGCAGUCUGCGACAGUAAGUGAAAAAGACACUUAAAAUUUAAGGGCUUAGAGAAAAAAAGUUUGGAUUUUUCCAUAGCAUUGAUUUCCAAAUCCUCUUGUACGUGGGUAAACAAUUAAUUUGUAACUGCAGGGAGGAGAUCCUUCACCUCUCUGUUUGUUUUUUGUUUUUUUUGAGGAACCUGUUGUUUCUCUUUUACAUCGGUGCAUUUUCAUCACAAGUGAGAGCCAUUUGUAACACCCCUUCAUUUUUUCCUCUUCCUCUGUUGUGUAGUUCCAGCUCCAGAUGUUCGAUAUUAUCUGCAGCUUGAGCUGGAUCAGCCGAGACAAAUGCUGCGACCUGCCCUCCACAGUAAGGACAAAAGUCAUUUUCACAAUGCCAUCUGUAGGGAUAUUUUGGCAAAUUUCUUUCACAUGCUCCGUUUUACAUGAGAUGAUCUUCACAGUUAAUCUUUUACAUACUUGCUUUUUCAUGAUGUUUAUCUUCUGUAGGUCUAUGUAUGCAUUCUCGCUCAGAAGUUCAUGUAUGAUUGUAUGCCGUCAUUCAGCUGAUAGCUAGAUUGCUGUUCCAAAUGAGAGAGCUUUAGCUGAACUGAAUAGGACCUUGUAUUCUGUGUAAUUUGCGCUUAUCGGACCGUUGCCAGUUUGAUCCUCUAAUUACAUGAAAAUAAGUGCUCCCUCAGAUGACGAAGCAGGCACUAAUUCUCAUUUAUUAUGAUAGAGUUUGGGGAAAUACGGGAUGCAUGCACAUGUGUCCAAUUUUGAGUAAUUCAUCUAUAAUUUGCAUCAGAUAUUAAUACAUCACCUCAGUGAUUGCAGAGUUGUUAUGUAACUAAUUAUAUCGGAGAGUCGUUGCCAAAAAUAUGGACAAAGUCUGCUACUGUCACUGAGCAUCUGGUCUGAAAGCUCCACUCAGACUACAGCUUUUCUUCAUGAGCCACAGCUCCAUCAUGAGCUUUAAGGGUUUCAGAGCUGUCACUUCAUUUUAAUCCCCCUGUGAGGUCAAAACAAGAGGUUGCCAGGAUACUGUCACAGAGUUACAUGAUGGGUUUCCCUUUUUACCCCUUCUGUUCUUUAGUUUGCCAAGGCAUGGUCUAAAUUAUCUGUGGUGUAUGUAUGUGUGUGUUUGUAUCCCAUUUUCUAAUUUCUUUAUCUUCUGUCUUUCUUUUUUCAGAGAGAUGAGGCCAAGUGUCCAUCCCUACCACACUCCUGCACAUGCACACAGGACAGCAUUGGCCCUCAGGGGCCUCCUGGACCUUCGGUAAAGACCCCUCUUUAUAACCUUCUUUCCUUUGUGCUUUGUCUCCAUCUGCUCUACCUUUGCCUUUGUUCACCUGACAAAAUGGUUUUCUCAGAGGGGAGACAUGUUUGGAUGAUGAUGAUGAAGAAGCCAUACUUUUCCCUGCUAAUGUUAUAACGACUCUACAGCCACAAUAAGCUACUUAACAUUUGCCUGUUAAACAUUUUAACCUUAAAUAGACUGAAGAUGGCUCUCACAUCAGGGCUGGUAUUUUUUUUUCUUUUUGAAAAAGCAGUUGAGGAUCAAACCAGUGGCAUGCAAUGAAACGUGGGUUUAGAGAGAAGUGUCAAACGAUAAAUGCCUGUCGGAAAAACAGCAGUAAAAAGGUCUGGAAUAUGUGUGCUUGGUAACCCCUCUGAGCCCCAGCGGGGAUUUCGAAGAGCUUUGGGUUUUUUAGUGCUUUUGGAAUCUACUCCUGAUGUUACACUCACUCUGUACUUCUGGCUCCUCACUUUUCCAGGGCAGCCCAGGCUCUAAGGGACCACGUGGAGAUAGAGGACAGCAGGGCACUACUGUAAGUAACAUUGAUCAAGCAUGGUUUCCAUAUUUUGCCAUUUAACACCAACUAAUGACACCAAAAUGGGCAAAUUUAAUAAACCCUUUCAUAGGCUCUGAGUUUUGUUGACAUUAUCAAUUCUACCAAAUCUGCAUGAGAUUAAAGUCAGCUCACUCAAAUCUUUUCGUGCAUGAUCACUGCUUAGCUACAGCCUCACCUUAGCUUACAUAAUCACAUCUGAGUUCAGUUAUGGACUGUAUAUUUUCCUGAGCUUGAUCUGAAGGCCUCUAUGUCGAGUACGAUUCAUUACUCUUCAGGUGUUAAUGUUCGUGAUCAGUAUUUGUGUCACAGAAAGCCUGAUUAUGAUUCUUUUGUUUAAGUGAAGCCAUUAAAAGUCUUUGUUUUUCUUCUGCAGGGUUCAAUGGGUCCACGAGGUGAACAAGGACUCCCAGGCUCAAUGGGACCACCAGGUCCACAGGGUCCUAAUGGACUUUCUCUUCCAGGAGAACCUGUAAGUUGGCCCACCCUACACAAACCCAAGGAGUGAAGUCAAUCUAAUGGGUCUGUGAUAGAUGGAUAAUAAUGUAAAUUCCAGUGAGUGGAAUUUAUAGCUGAAGUCAAAGCACCUCACACUCCUCUUUACCUCGAGCCAGGCAGCUCCACUGCGUCUUUAUUUUCUUACCUGCAGAUGUUCUUGUCAAAACAUGAAAUCAAUCACAUUUACACACUGAAAUAUAUAAAACAAGGACCAAAGCUUCCUUCAAACCUCUCCUUUUUCUUUCCUCCCUCUGCACUUUCAGGGCCGCCCAGGACCAAAGGGAGAUGCUGGAGACCAGGGCUUGGCUGGCCUGCCAGUAAGUCCUCCCCUCUCAUUUUGUGGUUUAUGAACAGGAAACAGAAGACUAUCCAUAGAGAGCAGCGUUGCUACUGGAACCUGGAAUCAGUCCAAAUGGGGAGAUUGAAACCACAUUCAGAGUGGGAGGUUUACCAUACCGUCCUCAGGGGAGACCCACACUCUCGAUUCAGCUUGUUGAUUGACAAACAGUAGGAGGCCAGGGAUGCAGUUAAAUGAUUAUGGAGCCCAGACUCAUGUUACCAAAGGAGGAACAGGGAAUGGAACAUGUUCUCUCCCAGCCUUAAAAUUGAAAAUGAUUGUGACUUGACUUGAAGUCUGUCUUAAAACUGGACAUCUUGAUUUUCAGAAGACGUCAUUGUUGGUACUUCUUGGACAAGAAUGAAAGUCAAAUCCGAAUUGACCAUAAUCUUGUCAUUCACCGUUCUUAUAUAAUAUAAACUUAAACACUUCUUUGUUGAGCCAGAUGCAGAUCUAAAUUCAAGCUUAACCACGUCACAUUGUAAGAAAAAUCUUUCAGCUUAUUGGCUUGGUCACUUUUAGAGUACAUAAAAUUAUAUAGCAUCUCCUCGCUUAGCAGGCCAUCAUUCAACCAGAUGAGGUCAUUCCACCAACUCCCAUGAUUCAUUGUGGGAGAACAUCACCAAUAGUUAUUCUGGCAUCUGAAUAAGUGAAUGGAGGCAUGGGAGAAGGUUGUGUUCUCAAGCUGGAGCUGAUUGGCUUGGUCACUUCACACAAUAACACUUUUUGUUUCAGCACCGUCUCUGCAGGAGCAGUCGCAUGAGCAUCAUGUUCGACAAAUGGAGCGAGAUUGUUCCACUUGUUAGUAACAUGAGGAUAUAUUAUUUUUGGCUAAAUAACUGAAAAACAGCAGAUAUUUUUCUGUUAGACGUAGUUGACAAAAGCAUCAGGGAGUUGUUUUAAUGUGUUGUUCCUGAUCAUUAGCGUUUGAUUACGUGUGUCUGUUUUUUUCCCAGGGUUCUCCUGGGCCACGUGGUCCUCUGGGCCCUGUUGGACCAAGCGGAGCGCGGGUAAGACCUACCUCAGGGGUCUGCUUAGUGUUCACACUUUGUUAAAAACUUGCAAAUGGGUCCAACACUUCAUUUAGCUAAUGUUUAGCAUGUGAUCACACACUCGUGUGCUUUGUGCAGUUUCACUCCAUGUUGUCACUUGCGUAAGCCGGCAGAACUGAGCCAUAACUUAUGUAUGUAACCUUUAAAGACAGAUUUAAAGCUGAAACCGACAUGAAGCCAUGACACUGAUGUAUUGCAUGAACGGGGUCCCCACAGUGCUGUAAUCCAUGUGUGAUUGUUUGUUGUUUCUGCAUAGGGGCCACCAGGAAAAGAUGGACCACCUGGACCCAGAGGCCCCCCAGGACCCAUGGUAAGCGUGUGUGUGUUUAUUUCCGUCUUUGUGUUGUUGAGUUUGGAGCCAAAUAAAUAUCCCUUGGAGCGUGCUUUAUUUCCUGAUAGAUUUGCAACAAUUACUCCUCUGGCUCCACGUUUUCACUCUGCUGGAACAGCAUAUAAAAAAAACAACAGACUGUAGACCCCACCACUGUUAUGAGGAUGGUGCAUGCACCUCGUUUUCUUCUUCUGUGGUUUGAGGUAGUCUGAAUCUACUUAAUCCAGCCAUGAUGCCAGCUGGCAGCAUGCCAAUAUAGAAUUCACAUGCACCAUACCAUCCUGAGCGCUCCAAGACCCAUUAGCAGCUCAUGGUGGCUGGUGUGUAUACAGAACGGGUGCGUGGGUGCAUCCUAUUCCAGUUGUGCACGUGUGUUUCCAUCUUCUUUUUAGUGUUCUUGGCAGCUUGUGCCACAUGCUCCCCCCGCUGCAAAUGUCAAAGCAAAGAUCCCGACUUAAAGCUUGUUACCCAACCAUUUACAGAGAGCAGGAGUUAAAUGUUGCAAUUAUGUUUACUGUGCGGUUCUUUAAAUUAAACACUACUCUUUCUGUUUCUCCGUUUUCUUUCAGGGAAGCCCAGGAAACCCAGGUGUACCAGGAAUUACUGGAAAACCAGGGAAACCAGGAGACACAGGAAAUCCAGUAUGUAUUAGAACAAGACACAAUUAAGGGUCACAGAACAAUGCUUGGAGGGAGCCUUGGUUGUUAUGUGUUUUAUGAGUGUUUUCCUCGUUAACAGGGACCUGUUGGCCUUAAAGGAGAGAAGGGAGAGAGGGUGUGUAUUAUAUUCAUUGUUGAAAAGUUUUCAUACAUCAUCAAUGACAAAAAGCAGUGCUUUGAUUUCAUGAAGAUCUCUUGAUUUUCCAGGGAGAUAUUGCCUCCCAGAACAUGAUGCGCUCCAUUGCCAGACAAGUUUGCGAACAGCUUGUGAACAGUGAGUAAAACUUUUCUGAACCUGUGGAAAGAUUUAAAGUUGUUCAAGCUGAAAAGAAAUCCAAAAUGACUGAUUUUAUUUUUUUUUCACUUGCAGAUCAAAUGAGCCGAAUUGACAUGAUGCUCAACCAGAUUCCCUCUGGAUACCGUAGCAACUCUCCAGGACCAGCUGGUCCUCCUGGCCCUCCUGGAGACCAGGGAACUCGUGGAGAGCCCGGACAACCUGGUAGAACUGGUUUCCCUGGAAACCCAGGUUUACCUGGAAACCCUGGAGAAAGAGGUAGCUUAUUUCUCCUCCUUUUCAAAAAAAUUGUCAAUAAAACAAGGCAGCGCGUAAAAAAGAAUAAGCCAACCAUGUACAAUUAAUCAAUUAAGAUAAUGGGUGAAUUACCUUGUAUGGUUUAAACAGUUCUAGUCAGAGAUACUCAAUUAUACAACUAUACCCUGAAAUAUUGUCUGUGUGUUUCAUGCAAUGUCAUUUGAGUUUUUGAUGUCGCUAAUCAAGACGUUGUCCAUUUCUCUGGUUAAAAUAGGUUUGCAAGGAGAGAAAGGUGAGAGAGGAACUCCAGGAACUGGUAUCAGAGGACAAAGAGGUUCAAGUGGACCACCAGGUAACACAGUCAUGAUGUUUUCUCCCUUUCCUUUCCUAAAUUUUCACAUGUUCUCCAGCAGCUGCAGACAGUCUCCCAUAUUCUUUUUAUGACUUUUAUCUGCGCACUAAAACACAGUUUCAUGAUAACAGAGUUAGGUUUUUGACCUUUUUGGUGGACACUUCAAGGACACAUAUUUCUCCCUUUAGUCCAACUAAAAUGACACAUUCCAGCCAGAGGCCGGAUUUUACCCUCACUAUACGUGUCUCAGAACCUUCAUUUAGGCAGCUGCUCGGCAUAAAUUCUUUGGAGGAACCCCAAACAUAUUCCCAGUUCUUUCCUUUCCUAAAGAUUUAUGUCUCAUGUAUACUGAGCUUCUCCAAACACCGCUCACAUCUCAGAUUUUAUUCAGUAAAUGGAAGGAAUUUACGUCUAUCAUAAGAAGGAAAUUUCUGUGUUCGAAGUUCAAGACUGUCUUGAAUCAGUUUUCAGUGGAGGUCAAGAUAGUUUUACAAACAAUUGCUACAAAUUGUUUUGGGGCUGGUUUGUCAGUUUAAAGAAGCCCGUAGCCUUUCACUAAUUGGUAUCAAAUAUAUUUCUCAAAAAAGCUCACCACUUCUGAAGGUUUCCUGUCCUUGGGGAAACUAUUGUGGAACAACAGGAACCUUCUAUUGAUGUCUACCCGACAAUAGCAAACAGUAACAUGUCUGUUUCUAUGAAUGAACUGAGAAACAACUGAAGACCAGUGGGAGGAAGUUUGCACUGAUGACUCAUUUGUGUGUGUGAGUGUGUGUGCACUGUAUAUGUGUGUGAGAAUUGGAUUGUGGUACAACGAGCUUUCUUUGGUGGCUUCAUUGACAACACAUGGGCUCACUUAAGGGAGAGAAAAAGAGGGAGAGGGAAAAUUCCAUCCUGAGUUUUUACCGUCUAGACAGACGGGGCCGGGGGGCUAACUUCAUGCAGCCCAAGUCUUUUUUUUUUUCUUCUUGGUCAAGCUUUUUAAUUGAGCCAUUGAAAAAUUUAAAUUACAGUGCUGCAACCUUGUGUUAGCCCCACAAUUUUCACUGAAGAUUUACUGGUGAUGUCAGCAGUGUUUGUGCAGGCAUCCAGACACUUUGUAACCGGCCUUUCCUUACCUUCUCUCCUCCCUUUGAAGGACCACCAGGAGAGUCAAGAACAGGACCCCCUGGUCCUUCAGGCUCUGCUGGGGCUCGUGGCCCUCCAGGUCGCCAGGGUACUCCAGGAGUGAGGGGGCCACCUGGACCCCCUGGAUAUUGUGAUUCCUCUCAGUGUGUUGGCAUUCCUUACAAUGGACAAGGAUACACAGGUACACUUUACAAACGUUAAGGUCCUGCAUGGUAAAAUAUUAGAUUUAAGACUAAGUGUAUGCAGACUAAUUACAUUUGCAACUCAAUGCACUUCUACUUGCUAUGAUAAUGUAUGGAGAUAUGAAUGAUGGGUUUUUUUUAGUGUAUUUUAAAGGGUGUGUUCACACUUAUUUUAAGAAGAGUGACUGCUGAUUGACUGUUCACUCAGCCCUGCUGUUGCUGCUCAGCCUGAAUCUUUUGGUCACGUGACUAAAUCCAUAGAUUUACCAUUGGAGUUCUUUUGGAGUUUUUAGGGGUAAUGUUUGGCUUUCAGACAGCUAGAAAAAACAGCUGGUAACACUUUAUUUGACGCCUAUCUCUAUAACGCAUUAUAAAUGUAUGUGUAAUGCAUUAUAAUCACGUUAUAGCAUUGUAUAACUAUAGUUAUAAACACUCAUAAAUGAUCAUAAUGCUUUAUAGCAAUAAUCAUAACACAUUAUAAAGCAUUUUAUCAUGACAAGGUCAGGUAUUAUAAUGUGCAUGUGAAAUUAUAUAGCUUAUCAUUUCAAAUAAUGGUUUUUAAAACAGCUGUUGCAGAAAAUUUUUGUCAGUAUUGCAGAUCAUUAAGUUAGAAAACUCCAUCUUUGACCAGCUUGGAAUGGCUCAAGCUAACUUAAACCCAAAACCUGAGCACUGUGAAACAUUCUCGUAAACUUGCACGUGAAGUACAGUCACACAAUCACAGCACCACAGUUCAGCGAACAGUCAGUCAGCAGCAACUACUACAUUUCACUACCUCCAUACAUUUGAUGAACUAUUUGAAACUGGCAUGUAAAGCAUUCUAGCUAGUGGUGAAUGGUGUCUUGCAUUAAAUCAAAUAAGUUGCUUACAACCUUGUUCCACAGAGAAAACUCACACCUACUUUGAACUAUUUUCAGGUUUGGCAUAAUAAAUCUUCUAAGUCACCUGUGCCGCUUACACUUUGAAGUCCCAUUUCUGAGAUGUUUGCCCGUUUGCUUUGGGGGCAUGUAAGGAUAAUCACCAUGGAAACAAUUAUCGAACAUUAAGACAAACAAACAUUAUGAAAGCCAAUAAACAGAACGGAGGGGACAGGCACUAACAUCAUCUCACAGCUACAAGCUACAAUGAUGGCAACCUGCUGGCCUGUUUGCUUCUUGAACCCAAAACCGGUGGUGGGAAAAAUAUCAGAGACUGAACAUUUCUACGAAGGAAGGAGCAUGUACAAAUACCAACCAUAAAACAAGUACUAACAAAGAGGAUCUCAUAACAGAAACCAGUGUUCAUGUUGAGGUCAUGUGUGUAAAUAAAACUAAUUUUUAUGCCUUGUAAAUGAUGUAUGAAUCAGGACAUUUCACUAAAAAUCAAGUUAACAUCUGUAUUGAGCUUGUGCCUCAUAACCCGCUGCUUACUUACCACCAGCAUAACCUCUGUUUACGGCGCCUCAAGUGUUCAAACAGCUCUGGUUCAGAGUGAAGCAUGUUCCAUUUGUACUUCAAUUCAAUGUCUUCUUUUGUGUGUUGACCACAGUGCUAAAUGUUGCUCUCUUGCCAUUUCAUGUGUCUUUUUGUUGUAUGAGCUGGUUAUUUUCCUUUGUCUUAUAUCUAAUAACUUGAUGGAUGUAGUGUAAAUGUCAUCACAGCUUUUAGAAGUUUUUUUCUUUUUUUCUGUAGUUUUUUCUUUGGUUCGUUAAGGAAAUUCAAACAGGGAACUUUGUGGAAUUUCAUGGUGCAAUAUAUUUUUCAAUUGUGUAAAACAAACCCUUCUUUGAUUGGCAAUCCCAAAUAUAUUCUUCUAGCCAACCGCUUCCCACCUCAACCUGAGGUAGUGUCUAUACCUGAGGAGCCAGCUGGAGAGUUUGAGACAAUACAAUCACCCGGUUACACACGAAACCAGCGAGGAAAGAGAUCACUACCACGAGACAAAACAGAGAGACUAGCAUCAUAG